AAGUGGCAGCGCUGCGAUUCUACUUCAGCGCGGUUCGCUUCGCUGACUUCACCGGACUUAGCUGAACUGCGCUGAGCUGAGCUUAGCUUUCAUCGGUGCGUUGCUGGGCCACAGAGCUUUGUAAAUUCAGUUCGCCAACGGCGCGCGUACGGUGCGGAUCUCUUACUUUGCUUUGAACGGACGUUUGCGUGUCAUAUAUAGAAUACAUAUAUACAUAGUAUACAUAUAUAUAUGUACAUCAUACAUACUCAAACAGCACUGCCAAUAGAUAGAUAUAUAUACAGGCAUAUGCAUAUGCAUUGAGUAUAUAUAUAAAAAUAUUAUAUUAUAUAUUGAGCUCAAAUUACAGCAUUUGGGCCAAGUGUAAAGUAAAAAUAUUCUUCAUAAAGUGUUUGAAAAUUUAUGCCUAAAAAUAGAAAUUUGUGAAAUAAACCAGCAAAUAGUUGACGGUAAAGCGAAGCAAAGUUACGCUAAAGAAAAAUUGUGUUCAAAGAAUAUUUGCUAAGCAAAAAUCGGAUUUUGUGCGACCAAUUUCUAAAAUAAAUAAAAUUUAUUGUGUUCAAUCUCGAGUGCAUCCAAGUGUUUGGUAUUUAAAUUUUAUAACAAAAAUAUUUGGAAUAAUAAUUUAAAUCCUUAAUAUCAUUUAAAAUAAAUCCUCAACAUUGCAGUGAAAGUUUCGAUUUGCUACAAAGCAAAUUUAAAUCCAUUCUUCAGCAAUAACAAUUCAUAAAAAAAUUGUAUUCCAGUAAAUUGGGAUAAAUUAAAGUGUAAAAAUCUGAAAAUAUCAAAACUUGUGUUCAAAUUUAAGGCAAAAGCGCUGUUGCGCUGACUUCAAGCAAAGUUAACAUUUUCGUAGAAAAUAAAUCAACGAUUUGGAAUUUGAUUUGGAAUUUGAUUUGGAUUUGUCUGUCUCCCAAAGCGUGUGUCUCGCUGUGUGUGUGGAGUAGUGCGCGGCUGGUGACAGAAUGUACUAAAUUUGGAUUCGAUUGCAAGAAAGAAAUGCAAAAAUGAGAAUAUUUUUGCCACUAGUCACGUGGAUAGUGCUACUUUCGAGUACAGUACAUUCACAAAUCAAAACAAUACGAUCGGACCAAGCGCAUUUGAAAAAUAGCCGUUUUGGUGGCGAAGUAUUUUUUCUAAAUCUUGAAGAUGGCUAUUUUGGCUGUCAAGUUAAUGAGUCUACAGAUUAUUUACAAUUAUUCGAAUUAUCGAAAUUAUGCGACGGCAGGCGAGAUUGUUUUCUCGGUGCCGAUGAGCUGAGAGAGGAGCUCAAAUGCACAAAUGACUGUGAUAAGGAUGGCACUCAGUGCACGAAUGGUGUUUGCUUAAAUGGCGUUUGCCAUUGUAACGACGGUUUCGGCGGUUGUAAUUGCAGUGAGCGAGAUGAAAACGAAUGCAAAUAUCGUCCGUGUGAUGUAUUUGCGCACUGCAUCAACACGCUUGGCAGCUUCACGUGUACCUGCUUUCCCGGCUAUCACGGCAAUGGGUUUCACUGCGAAGAUAUCGACGAAUGCCAAGAUCCAACGAUAAGAGCGCGUUGCGUCGAGAAUGCCGAAUGCUGCAAUCUGCCAGCGCAUUAUCUCUGCAAAUGUAGGGACGGCUAUGAGGGUGAUGGUGAGGUGCUAUGUACAGACCUCGACGAGUGCCAAAGUCCCACUGCUUGCGGUACGGGUGCGCAAUGCAUCAAUACGCCCGGCAACUACACCUGUGCCUGUCCCGAAGGUUACCAUGGAGACCCGUACUACAGCUGUACAGACAUUGAUGAGUGCACACAUCCGAAUGCCUGCGGACCCGGCGCAAUUUGUACGAAUCUCGAGGGCGGUUAUCGCUGCGACUGCCCAGAGGGAUACGAUGGUGAUGCGCGCUCGGCCAGCGGAUGUGUGGAUUAUGAUGAGUGCGCACGUUCGCCAUGUGGACGCAAUGCACAGUGUCUAAAUACGGAUGGUAGCUUCAAGUGUAUCUGCCCCGAUGGCUAUGCGGGUGAUCCCAGUCAUGGGUGUGAAGACGUCGACGAAUGCUCCACUAACAAUCCAUGCGGUUUGGGUGCUGAAUGCGUGAAUAUUGGCGGUAGCUUUGCGUGCAACUGUCCGCCGGGCUAUACGCUCGAAUUCGAACGGGAAUAUAGUCUGGGUGGCGGCGGCAUCUAUGGCGGUAAUGGCACAACGCUGCGUGUGACCGGCGCCGGUUUGGCUUGUGUCGAUAUCGACGAAUGUAAUAUGGAUGAUGGCGUGGCCAAAUGUGGCACGAAUGCGAAAUGUAUUAAUUUUCCCGGCUCAUAUCGCUGCUUGUGCCCGAGUGGCUUUCAAGGACAGGGUUAUUUGCAUUGUGAAAACAUCAACGAAUGUCAGGACAAUCCUUGUGGCGAGAACGCAAUUUGCACCGACACCGUCGGCAGCUUUGUCUGCACUUGCAAACAAGACUAUACCGGCGAUCCCUUCCGCGGCUGCGUGGAUAUCGAUGAGUGUGCAGCGCUGGAGAAGCCUUGCGGCACACAUGCGAUCUGCGAAAAUGCCGUACCCGGCUAUAAUUGCAAGUGUCCACAGGGUUACGAUGGUAAACCGGAUCCAAAAGUCGCUUGCGAGCAAGUGGAUGUGAAUAUUUUGUGCCGCAGCAGCUUCGAUUGUACCAACAAUGCCGAAUGUAUUGAGAAUCAGUGUUUCUGUCUAGAUGGCUUCGAGCCGAUCGGCUCCAGUUGUGUCGACAUCGACGAAUGUCGCACACACGCGGAUGCCUGUGGUGUACACGCGCAAUGUAUAAAUACACCCGGCUCGUUCCGAUGCGAUUGUGAAGCGGGCUUCGUGGGCACACCACCGCGUAUUGCCUGCAAGGAGCCGUGCGAGGAUGUGCGCUGCGGCGAACAUGCAUAUUGCAAACCGGAUGGCAAUGAGGCUUAUUGCAUUUGCGAAGACGGUUGGACGUAUAACCCCAGCGACAUCUCAGCCGGUUGCGUGGAUAUUGAUGAAUGUGAUGUGGUACAUGGACCCUUUGGCAGUUGUGGCAUCAACGCGACGUGCACGAACGCUUUGGGCAGCUUUAGUUGCGCCUGUCCAUCAGGCUUUUCUGGUGAUCCCCACGCCAAGUGUGUGGACGUGGACGAGUGUCAUGUUGGCAACAAAUGCGGCGAAGGCGCGGAGUGUGUAAAUAUGAAUAGCGGUUAUACGUGCCGCUGUCCGGCUGACACAGUCGCCGAUCCAGAUCCCACGAUACGUUGCGUGCCGAUUGUUACAUGCACUACGAACAACGAUUGUCCGGGCAAUGCAAUUUGCGAUACGGAGAAACGUUGCCUCUGCCCUCAACCGAAUAUUGGCAAUGAUUGUCGGCAUCCUUGCGAGGAGGUCAAUUGUGGCGCACACGCACAGUGUAUGCUGGCCAAUGGACAAGCACAGUGCUUGUGCGUCGAGGGCUACACGGGUAGUCCGAACACACCUGGCGGUUGUAAUGAUAUCGACGAAUGUAGGGCCAAUCCAUGCCAGGCGAAUGCUAUUUGUACCAAUACCGCCGGUGGUUAUCUUUGCCAAUGUCCCAGUGGCACCAGUGGCGAUCCCUACCGUGAAGGUUGCACAGCAGGUAAGGUGGCUUUCACCUGCUCCGACUCGAACCCCUGCUCGCCUGGUGAAACUUGCGUCACGGACUCAUAUACUGGCAGUGGCGUGUGUAUUUGUCGUCAAGGUUAUGAACGUAAUGCGGAAACUGGUCUAUGUCAAGAUGUGGAUGAAUGCUCUCCUAGUCGCGCGAAAGUGGCUUGUGGUCUCAAUGCGCUCUGCAAGAAUCUACCGGGCAGCUAUGAAUGCAAGUGCCCGCAAGGCUUUAGCGGUAAUCCCUUCGUUAUGUGCGAACAAUGUAAAUCGUCGGAGUGUCAAUGUCAGCCACCCUACAAGCUAGUGGGCAAUAGCUGCAUACUUGCCGACUGCUCUAAAGAUAAGAAAUGUCCCAACGGCGCAGAGUGUAUCUCCAUUGCUGGUGGUGUUAGCUACUGCGCUUGUCCAAAGGGUUAUAAGACUGGACCGGAUGGCUCAUGUAUCGAUGUCAACGAAUGUGUGGAACGCGACUCGCAAGUUUGCGCCUUUGGCGCGGAAUGUAUCAACAUACCUGGCGGUUUUAGUUGUGCUUGUCCUGAGGGCUACAACGGUGAUCCUUACCACGGACUUUGCGCGCCCGCACAACGCAAAUGUGCUGCUGACAAGGAAUGUGGCACUAAUGAGAAAUGCGUACAGCCUGGUGAAUGUAUUUGCCCACCACCAUUCUUUUUGGAUCCCUACGAUAACAAUAAAUGUAAGAGCCCCUGCGAACGUUUCCCGUGUGGCAUUAAUGCCAAAUGCACGCCAACAGAUCCACCACAAUGUAUGUGCGAACCGGGCUUCAAGGGUGACCCGCUUAUGGGCUGUACCGAUGAGGACGAAUGUGCGCACUUGCCUUGCGCUUACGGUGCCUACUGUGUUAAUAAGAAAGGUGGUUACCAAUGUGUGUGUCCUAAAGGCUUUACGGGCGAUCCAUAUAAAAGUGGAUGUAUCUUGGAAACCGGCGUGCCAAAGAGUAAGUGCACAACCAAUGAAGACUGUGCCAGUAAUUUGGCUUGUGUGGAGGGCACAUGUGUGUCUCCCUGCGCCAGCCUAUUGUGCGGACCGAAUGCAUUCUGUGAGACUGAAAACCAUGCUGGCUGGUGCCGUUGUCGUGUGGGUUUUAGCAAAGAUCCGAACGGUGAUUGCGUUUCUCAAUGUAAGGAUAUAAUUUGCGGCGAGGGCGCACUCUGCAUACCAACAUCGGAAGGUCCCACUUGCAAAUGUCCGCAAGGUUACUUCGGCAAUCCAUUCCCAGGCGGUGCCUGCUCAACAGAUCAAUGCAGCGGUUCGCGUCCCUGCGCCGAUCGUCAGGUUUGUAUUAAUGGACGUUGUAAGGAACGUUGUGACGGUGUUGUUUGCGGUAUCGGCGCCACCUGUGACAAGAAUAGCGGCAAAUGUGUGUGUGAACCUAACUUUAUUGGCAAUCCAGAUCUUGUGUGCGUGCCUCCAGUUAAGUAUGCCGAAUGCGAGCCUAAGUGUGCCGAGAAUGCGCAUUGUGAAUAUGGCUUUGGCAACAGCGUAUGCGCUUGCAAUCCUGGCACGACUGGUAAUCCCUAUGAAGGCUGUGGCCCACAGAGCAAGAAUAUAUGCGCGCCUAAUAGUUGCGGUCCGAAUGCUGAAUGCCGCGCUGAUGGCCAACAAAUUAGCUGUAUCUGUCCACAAGGCUUCACCGGCAAUGCCUAUGUCGGCUGUCAAGAUGUGGACGAGUGCGUGAACAAACCCUGUGGCCUGAAUGCGGCUUGUCUCAACACGCAUGGUGGCUUCGAGUGUCUGUGCUUAUCCGGUUUUGCUGGCGAUCCAUUCAGUAGUUGUCAGCCGGUCGAUACUGUAUUCUGUACUGAUGCGGACCAUUGCGAGUGCAACGCGCGUGUAGAAUGCCCAGAUGGCUUUACAUGCGAGGAAGGUAAAUGUAAAAAUCUUUGCUCGAAGACUGCGUGUGGACCAAGAGCUGCCUGCGAUGGCGGCAAAUGCAUUUGUCCACUUGGUUACAUCGGUGAUCCUUACGACGCGGAAAACGGCUGCACCAUACGUGGUCAGUGCAACAAUGAUGCAGACUGCAAGCACUCAGAAAUAUGCUUCCAGCUAGGCAAAGGCUUGAGGAAGUGCGUCGAUGCGUGCUCGAAGAUUCAGUGCGGUCCUAAUGCCCUCUGCGUCUCCAACGAUCAUCGUUCAUCUUGUAUAUGUACCGACGGCUAUUUCGGCAACCCAAGCAAUCUGCAAGUGGGCUGCCAACCCGAGCGUAAAGUGCCGGAUGUAGAGGAUAAAUGUAAAUCGGACAACGACUGCGAACUUGGCUACUCAUGCGCACCCGACGUGCAAGGCACAAAAGAAUGUAUCAAUCGCUGUUCGAAGGUCGUUUGCGGUACAAACGAAGUGUGCAACAUCGAUGCCAAUGGACAUGCGUUGUGCAACUGUGCAGAUAGUUUUGUUUGGAACCCCGUUACUUCAUCUUGCGAGAAACCGUCGCUCCCUGACUGCACUAAGGACGCGGACUGCCCUGUUGUAUAUGCCUGUCGGUCCGAUGUGGUUGGCGUACUCAAAUGUAUUUCGAUUUGUGACGAGUUCACAUGUCCCGCCAAUUCUGUUUGUGUCGCUCGCAAUCAUGAAGGUCGCUGCGACUGUCUCCCUGGUUAUGUCGGAAAUCCAAACGAUCGUAAUGGCUGCCAACCUGUGGCGAAGAACCAAUGUCGCACCAAUGCCGAGUGUGCGGAAUCAGAAGCUUGUGUCAAAUAUGGCCCUAGUGGAAGUCUUACCUGUCGUCCAGCUUGUGACAGCAUUAAGUGUGGACCGCGUGCGGUUUGCAUCACCAACAAUCACUUGGCGCAAUGUCAAUGCCCACCAGGACCUUACGCUGGUGAUCCGAAUGACCCCUUCAACGGUUGCCAGAGCGUGCCUUGCGUCUACAAUCACGAUUGUCCACCAACAAAGAUGUGCAACCGCAUGACACACACCUGUUACGAUGUCUGCGAUGAGGAAUCCUGUGGUGAGAAUGCCAUUUGUAUUGCUGAAGAUCAUCGUGCGGUAUGCCAAUGCCCACCAGGCUACAAAGGCAAUCCCAUGCCGGAGGUGGAGUGCACCAAAGUUAGCGGCUGCGUACCUGGCACUUGUCAUCAUUCUGCCAUAUGUGAAAUCACACCCUCGGGCCCAACGUGUCGCUGUCCCGAAAACUUUAUUAGCGAUCCGGAGACGAUGAGUUGUCGUCCAGAUGGUCAGUGUCCGAACGGCGAUGCCGACUGUCCAGCGAAUACCAUCUGUGCGGGUGGUCAUUGUAUCGAUCCAUGUGUGAACGCGUGCGGCCAGAACUCUGAAUGCAAAGUAGUUAAUCGUAAACCAGUUUGUAGUUGCCCUUUGAAGUUCCAACAAAAUGGGGAGUCACCUAAAGAUGGCUGUGUACGCUCGGUCUCCAAAUGCAGGUCGGAUGUCGACUGUGGCGGCGAAAUAUGCUACAAUGGUCAAUGCCGUGUGGCCUGCCGUAAUACGGACGACUGCUCGAGCGGCGAAAAAUGCUUAAAUAGUAUAUGUGUAAUACCCUGCUUGGAUCACAGUCAAUGUACGUCCGGCUUGGCUUGCUUAGAAGGUCUUUGCGUUUUAGGGUGUCGCAGCAAUAAAGACUGCGCUGUGGAUCAGUCUUGUAUAAACAACAAAUGUGCCGACCCCUGUAAGUCAGGUGGCAUCUGCGGUCCUAAUGCACUCUGUAGCAUCGAUAAACAUCUCACGCAAUGUACGUGUCCCGAAGGUUUCGAGGGCAACCCUACACCCGAUCAAGGUUGCGUGCGCGUGCCAGCGCCCUGCUUGGCCACCAAUCAAUGCCCCGCCAGUCACAUGUGCAUCGGUAAUCAAUGUAACCUGCCGUGUCAGAAGACAACCGCUUGCGCCAUAGGCGAACGCUGCUACCAGAAUGUCUGCCGUAAAGUCUGUUAUACGAGUAACAAUUGCUUGCCUGGCGAAAUUUGUAAUAAUGAUGGCACUUGCAAGCCCGGCUGUGAUUCCGAUGCUGAUUGCCCGCCCACAGAGCUCUGUCUCAGCGGUAAAUGUAAGUGUGCCUCUGGCUUCAUUGGCACUCCUUUCGGCUGCUCGGAUAUUGAUGAGUGCACAGAGCAACCGUGUCACAACACAGCGCGCUGUGAGAACUUACCUGGCUCGUACCGUUGCAUAUGUCCUGAAGGCACAGUGGGUGAUGGUCUUUCUCAACAGGGUUGUAUUAAGCCCAAGGAGUGCUAUAAGGAUGACGACUGCGCCUAUAACUUGGCUUGUAUCAAUGAUAAGUGUACCGAGCCCUGCACCAACAGUACUUGCGGCCCCAACGCACUCUGCAAUGCGGAAAAUCAUCAAGCUUCAUGCUACUGCCCACCUGGUCACUUAGGUGAUGCCAGUGAGCAUACAGUCGGCUGCUUCAAGGUCGAAUGUAUCACUAACGAAGACUGUGCCAGCGACAAGGCUUGUGAUAGUGAAACGAAUCGUUGUAUCAAACCUUGUGAUCUUAUCUCUUGCGGCAAAGGAAUUUGCAAUGUUGCUAAUCAUCAAGCGCUCUGUAACUGUUAUGAAGGCUACCAACUCACCGAAAAUGUUUGCGAAGAUAUCAAUGAAUGUUUGUCCCAGCCCUGCCAUAGCACCGCGUUCUGUGAAAAUCAACCCGGCUCUUACAAAUGUCAGUGUCCCGAAGGUCUGAUAGGAGAUCCCGUCAAUGUGGGUUGUCGCGAUCCCAACGAGUGUAUGACCGACACGGAUUGUCCGUCCACUGCAAGCUGUCAAAAUGCGCGUUGUCGCAGCCCGUGCGAACGCGAGAAUGUAUGUGGACGCAAUGCAACUUGUUUGGCCCAAUCGCACAACGCCAUCUGUGCGUGCCCACCGAACUCACAUGGCGAUCCAUCCAUCGAAUGUGUCUACAUCGAAUGCUCGGAGAAUGAGGAUUGCGCCAACGGCAAGGCCUGCUUGGACGCGAAAUGUGUGGAUCCCUGCACACUGCCCAAUGCUUGCGGCGCCAACGCGCGUUGUGCUGUACUUAACCACAUCGGUGUCUGCACUUGUGAAACAGGCACUACUGGCGAUGCACAGCUCGGCUGUGUCGCUUUGCAGUAUUGCAACGCAGACAGUCAAUGUGCUUCGGGUACCAUAUGUACCAACGGCAUCUGUGCAACGCUGUGCAGUUCCGUGCGUGAUUGUAUCUCCGAUCAGCUGUGCAUACAGGGCGUCUGCCAACCUACAUGUCGUACGAACUCCACAUGCCCCGAAUUCCAGUUCUGUCUCAACAGCAUUUGCACGAAAGAGAUGAUCUGCCGCGACGACGACGAUUGCGGUGUGAACGAGAGUUGUGUACAGGAUAGCUAUGGACGUGCCUCGUGCGAGAACGUUUGUUUAGGUCGCGCUAUUUGUGGUCGUAAUGCCGAGUGUAUUGCACGUAGCCAUGCUCCCGACUGUGAGUGUAAGGAGGGCUUCUUUGGUGAUCCGAAGAGUGGUUGCCGCAAGAUCGAAUGCUCAACGGACGCGGAGUGCUCGCAUGACAAGACAUGCGAUGAUCAUAUGUGUAAAAUUGCUUGCCUCAUUGGCGAACCGUGCGGUGAGAAUGCGCUUUGUACAACGGAAAAUCACAAACAAGUCUGCCACUGUCAGCCAGGCUUUACCGGCGAUCCGCGUGUACGUUGUGAUGUCGUCGAUUUUUGUAAGGAUGCGCCAUGCGGUCCCGGCGCACGCUGUCGCAAUUCGCGUGGUUCAUUCAAGUGUACUUGUCCGCCCGGUUUGGUUGGUGAUCCCUACAAUGAAGGUUGUCGCACCGCGGUGGAGUGUGAAACUAGCGAUGAUUGUCCCCCGCAUGCCGAAUGCACCAAAAUUAACGGUAUAUCCAAAUGUCAAGAUGUAUGUGCGAAUGUUAAGUGUGGCACGAAUGCCGAAUGUAUACCUAAGGGUCAUCAAGCUCAUUGUGCAUGCCGUAAUGGCUACGAUGGUAAUCCGGAAGAUCGGAUUGCCGGCUGUAAGCCACUACCCGUACCAUGUCAAAUGACCAGCGACUGCCCGACAAAUACCUACUGUUCGGAUAGUAUAUGUAAACCCGCUUGUCUGCUCGACACCGAAUGUGGCACCACAGAGGUUUGCCAGGGGGGACAAUGUGUGAACCCGUGUCUGCAGGCUCAAUCUUGCGGCAUGAAUGCUGAAUGCCACAUACAACAACACUAUAAGCAGUGCAGUUGUCCACCUGGUUUUACCGGCAAUCCAGACGUCGAGUGCGUACGCAUACCCGUGGCUUGUAACAGUGAUGUGGAAUGCCGUGAGGGUUACAACUGUCACGAUUCAAUGUGUCAGCCGGCUUGCCAUAGCGAUCAGGACUGUGCGUUGAACGAGAAGUGCCUGCAUGGUAGCUGUAUGCUGACUUGUCGUGUGGACAAUGACUGCUUCCUGGGACAUGUUUGCCUGCAUAAUAAAUGCGUUUACGGUUGUCGCACCGAUGACGAUUGUAGCGCCUCCGAGUCGUGCCGUCAAGAUAAGUGUACAAAUCCUUGUACGGAGAAUCCCUGUGGACCGAAUGCUGCCUGCUCGGUCUCCAAUCAUCGUGCAAUCUGUAGUUGUCUGGAUGGUAUGGUACCGAAUCCGACGCCACAAGUCGGCUGUGUACGCAGUCCACCGCUCGAUUGUAAUGAGAACCGCGAUUGCCCGAAUGGUCUUGCUUGCUUCGAGUUUGCUUGUCGUCCGCUGUGCGCGGAUAAUGCGGGUUGCCUCUCGAAUGAACGCUGUCAAGGUGGAGUUUGUAAGCCGCUUUGUCGACGCGAUGAUGAUUGCCGCAGCAGUGAAGUGUGUUUAGGACUAACCUGCGUGGCAGGUUGCCGCUCCGACCAGGGUUGCCCACAUGACUUGUCGUGUGUCAAUCAACAAUGUAUAAAUCCAUGCGCCGAGCCCGCUGCUUGCGGCACAAAUGCUGAGUGUUCAGUGGUCGAUCACCGUAAGCAAUGCACAUGCCCCCAAGGUCUUAUAGGCAAAGCCGAGGUAUCGUGCAAAGCGCCACGUACAGCUUGCGCACGCAACGAAGACUGUGAAGGAAAUCAACUCUGUUAUGGCGGCAGCUGUCAAGGUAAAUGCCGUAACGAUCAGAAUUGUUUGGCGGAUGAGCGUUGUAUGCGCGGCACCUGCCGUACCGUUUGCAACACCGACUCUGCAUGCACACAAGGACAAAUUUGCGAAAAUCGCGUCUGCCAAAUUGGUUGCCGCAACGAUCUCACCUGCCCUAGCGAAGAGGCGUGCAUCAACAAAAAGUGUAAGAAUCCCUGUGACACACCCGGUCAAUGUGGUCAGUGUGCCAACUGUUUGGUGGUCAAUCACGGCGUGCAAUGUAGCUGUCCGAAUGGUUUUCUCGGUGAUGGCCUCAGCGGCUGUCAACAGCCACCACAACGUUGUAACUCCAAUUGUCAAUGUGACGAAACGAAUACCUACUGCGCCGAGACAUGCACGCGUACCGACGAGUGUGCUUGCGGUCAGGUGUGCACACGAGGUAAGUGUCGUCAGAAGUGUGGAGGCGGCCGUAAUUGCCCACUUGGUCAACUCUGCGAACGCGGCACCUGUCUGGCUGGCUGCAAGACGAACAACGACUGCACCAACGAUCAGAGUUGUAUCAAAGGUAAAUGCGCUGAUCCGUGCGCUGAUAAAUCGGCCUGUGGCCGCAAUGCGCUAUGCACUGUCUCCGAUCAUCGUAUGCUCUGCUAUUGUCCCGAUGGCUAUGAGGGUGAACCCAUCGAGGAAUGUGUGCAAUUUGAGUGCGCACAAGAUGCCGAUUGUGAACCGAACAAACGUUGUGAUGCAGGCAAGUGUCGCAACCCAUGCUUGGAAUAUGGCGCGUGUGGUGUUAACGCACAGUGUCGUGUCGUCGAUCGCAAGCCACAAUGCUCCUGUCCACCCGACUAUUUUGGUACGCCCGAAACGGAAUGUCGACCCUUGGAUGGCGGUUGCGCCAAUCACCCCUGCGGCGCUAAUUCGAAAUGUAUUGAGGUACCUGGCGGUUAUGAGUGCACGUGCAUGGAUGGUUGUAUGGGUGAUGCACAUAAAGGUUGUGUUUGCGAAGGACAAUUGGUGAAUGCGUGUGCUGAUCAACCGUGUGGACAGAAUGCUGCUUGCCGUGUGCUGGAGCAUAACGAGGCGCAAUGUUAUUGCCCCGAGGAAUUCCCAUAUGGCGAUGCGUAUGUGCAAUGUUACUUAACACCACCACAAGAAGACUGCCGCACACAGGGUUGCAUUACAGGUGAAUGUGUACGCCAAGGAGUAGACUACGUUUGCCGACACGACACCGAACAAUGCACAUCAGACGUCGAAUGUCCCAGUGAGAAAUCAUGCCUACAAGGACACUGUAUUGAUCCUUGUUCGGUGCGUGGCGUUUGUGGCGCAAAUGCGCUUUGCAAAAGCGUAUUACAUCGUCCGCGUUGCUCAUGCCCCAGUUGUUAUAUAGGACGCCCCGAAGUGGAUUGUAAACCGGAUCCGAAGUGCACCGAUGGCACAGCGUUGCAGCCACGUGAUCCGCAACAACAAAUACCAUGCACACAACACGACGAUUGUCCCGACAACCAGCAGUGCAGUCACUACGGUCAGUGUACGGAUCCAUGCCAGAAUCCGCUCUUCAUUUGCGGUGGCAGUAAGAAAUGUGAGACGCGUCGCCACCAACCGGUGUGCGUAUGUAAAUCGGGUUUCAUCGUCAACGAAUAUGGUGAGUUGACGUGUGCGCCAGAGAAACGUGAUUGUUAUCGUGAUGAUGACUGUGCCUCGAAUAUGGCCUGUAGUGAGGGUAAAUGCCGUAGUCCGUGUGUGGUGCCUGUGGGUCGUCAACCCAUAUGCGCAGAGAAUAAGUCAUGCGAGGUGCAAGAUCACAAAGCGGUGUGUAUUUGUAUGAAGGAUUGUCAACCAUCAAUCUCGAUUUGCCUGCGCGAUGCGGGCUGUCCAUCGGGUUUGGCUUGUCGAUCGUAUCAGUGUGUGAAUCCAUGUGAUUUUGCAACGUGUGCGCCCAACUCGCCAUGCAUCGUCGAGGAUCACAAGCCGAUAUGUAAAUUCUGCCCACCCGGAUUUAUAGCCGAUGCCAAGAAUGGAUGUCAAAAAGCCUUAGAAAUGCCCACUACAACUACCAUCGCGGCCGCCAGCAUUACGUCUCCUACAACGCCACCAACAUCACAGGCGAGCGCCAACUGUACGCAAGACGCCGAUUGCGAUGAAACGCUACAGUGCAGCAGCACGUCCAGACAAUGCUUAGACCCUUGUGCAGUCGUCUGUGCCGAGUCUGCACUGUGUAUUGUAAAAGCACACCGUGUGGCCACUUGUAUUUGCGCUGAUAGUUUCGUAGGCAACGCGAGUGUUAAGUGCAUUCCCAUAUUCUUUGAAAUACCCACGACCGUUGAGAAUACCACACAACCCAUACCCUUCUUUGACCGUACAGAUACGACGGCGACGACAGUUAGGUAUACAACUAUGUAUCUUGGUAAUCAAACAGAAAUGCGUACACAUUAUACGGAUAUAGUUGCGGAGACAGAGACAGAGUCUUAUGACAGUACAACGCAGGCAACAGCCUUCCGUACGACAACUGAAAGUGGUGAUAGAACCACUUCAAGUGUUGUUAAGCAAAAAACAAUUCCCUCAGUAGAAUACACUACGCUAACUAAUAUGAACGUCACUGGUGAAGCCAUUGUAACUGAAGCUCCAACGAAAGACACGACAAUUCCGAGCACACGUAUAUCCGGAGUAACUACACCAGAAGAAGUGGCAACAUCCAAAUCGGUAACUACUAUAAGACCUGUUACCGAACUUCCCCCAGUACAAACAACCAUUGGAUAUACAUCAGGCCCUGCUGAGAAACAUACAACAACUCCUGAAGCGGUACCUACCAGACCAGUAACCGAAGUUCCUCCUGUUGAAACGACCCCUGUCCCUGGUGUGAAAUAUUCAACAACACCCGGAGCUGUUACCACUUCAGGACCAAUAAUCGAGGUUCCUUCGAGGCAAACGACUAUUGGAUAUACCGCUGUCCCUGGUGUGAAAGAUACAACAACAUCCGGAACUGUCACAACUAAAGGACCAGUUACCGAAGUUUCUUCAGUGGAAACGACCAUUGGAUAUACUACUGUUCCUGGUGUGAAAUAUACAACCACACCCGGAGCUAUCACAGCUGAAGGACUAGUAACCGAAGUUCCUUCAGUUGAAACGACCAUUGGAUAUACCGAUGUCCCUGGUGUGAAAUAUACACCAAUACCCGGAUCUGUCACAACUGAAGGACCAGUUACCGAAGUUCCUACGGUGGAAACGACUAUUGGAUAUACUACUGUUCCUGGCGUGAAAUAUACACCAACACCCGGAUCUGUCACAACUGAAGGACCAGUUACCAAAGUUCCUCCGGUGGAAACGACCAUUGGAUAUACUACUGUUCCUGGUGUGAAAUAUAAAACAACACUUGGAGCUGUCACAACUGAAGGACCAGUUACCAAAGUUCCUCCGGUGGAAACCACCAUUGGAUUUGCUACUGUUCCUGAUGUGAAAUAUACAACAACACCCGGAGCUGUCACAACUGAAGGACCAACUACCGAAGUUCCUUCGGUGGAAACCACCAUUGGAUAUACUACUGUUCCUGGUGUGAAAUAUACAACAACACCCGGAGCUGUCACAACUGAAAGACCAGUUACCGAAGUUCCUUCGGUGGAAACCACCAUUGGAUAUAAUACUGUUCCUGGUGUGAAAUACACAACAACACCCGGAGCUGUCACAACUGAAGGACCAGUUACCGAAGUUCCUCCGGUGGAAACGACCAUUGGAUAUACUACUGUUCCUGAUGUGAAAUAUACAACAACACCCGGAGCUGUCACAACUGAAGGAUCAGUUACCAAAAUUCCUUCGGUGGAAACGACCAUUGGAUAUACUACUGUUCCUGGUGUGAAAUAUACACCAACACCCGCAGCUGUCACAACUGAAGGACCAGUUACCAAAGUUCCUUCGGUGGAAACGACCAUUGGAUAUACCACAGUCGCUGGAAAGCAGGUCUCACCAAUAUCUGGAGCUGUGACAACUUCAGGACCUAUUACAGAGGUUUCUCCGCUAGAAACAACGUUGGAUUAUACGACACUUUCUGGUGUUAACGUCACAACUGCACCUCAGACAUUUGUUAAGAAAACCACAGAGCUAGUCAAUAUAGUGACACCAGCUGGUUACGGCACAGAAACACCUGUAACACAACGGACCGUUACAGUCACGCCAAUCUAUGUAGAAUCUACCACCCCUGAAAUGUUUUUACUAACUACACCUGAGUUUAAGCAGAUUAACACAAUGACUGAGCCUACGCUACUUGCAAAUCAGACCCUAUAUCCUCUACUACCCAGUACAAUGCCACCAAUAUUGGUACCAUCGACCACUUGCGCGACAGACCGAGACUGUACGAAAGUAGAAUUUUGUUUACGAGGGGAAUGCAUUAACCCGUGCCUGCUCUUACCGACUUUCUGUCGCAUGUAUAGUCCGAACUUUUCGAUUUGUCGCACAAUCAAUCAUGUGCCCAUGUGCUUUUGCGACACAGCAGCCGAUGUAAAUACUCCCGAUUGUCAUGUUAUAGCAGAAAUUGGCUGUUCCUCGAGCGAUGAAUGCCCAACACAACGUGCUUGCGUUAAUGGCGUUUGCCUGGAUCCCUGCUCGAUUGCUAAUCCUUGUGGCCGUGAGCAGGAGUGCCAGGUGAUAGAACAUCAACCAGUUUGUUCAAGAGUUUGCGAAUGUCAAAGCAAAGCCGAUUGCCAUGCCGGUUUCGAAUGCGAUGGUUGUCACUGCCGCCAAACAACUGGCCGCACACCUGGAUGUGAACACUGUCCAACAGGCACCAAUUGUGAUCCCACAACCGGGGCCUGCAUCAAAGCUAAUGUUACAAUAACAACCACCACUACCAAUAUAACAACUACCACCACAACCACAUCUAACCCAAUCACUGGUGUAACAAUCGACAUCACCGACACAACUAAAAUUGGCACCACCACGCGCACCAUCCCGACCACCACGGGCACCUCUAGCACGGCGGAAACAACAACGGGCGCCACAAUUGAAGAUACUACCACAAUUCCAAUCACUAGCCCCACCACCACCGAAACGCUACUUGAUCGCCCCACCACCGAGUCAGAGGACUCGAAUGCAACCACCAGCAAAACGGGCCCACCCAAGGGUUAUCGAGAUGGUGAAAAUAAUAUAACCGCUAGCACUGUACCAGAGCCGGCGACCACGACGCCAGCGUUUACGACUGUGUCCAUCUCAAGCUCCACCUCUUCCAGUUCGUCGAGCAGUAGCAGCUCGCGACGUGGUGAGGACAGCAAGGGUCCAUUUGACUCGCGCACAACAACGCCAAAAAUGAAAACCACCCGUAUAGAUACCUCAAAUGAAUUCGAUUAUAAUUAUACAACACUACUUACAACAACACAACGCAGUACAUUCCCCGUGACAGUGGUCACAGAACCCAUGAAAGAGUUGGCACAAACAACAAUGGGCAUACGUGAUUUGGUAACAACAAUGUUCCCGGUGAUAACACCACCGGGAGUGGAAAAAUCGACCGAACGUCCAACGGUGGCGGGUACAACGACACCUUACGUUUUUGAGACAAUCGAACCGUUGACGGCAAUGUCAACACCAUCCGCGCCGCCACCGACUAUACCGUCAAUAACAACAACAACGGCUGAGAGUGUCACUCCGAAAACUUUUGCAACAACAGAAAGCGAAACAGCAACAAUUCCUACUACUACCACCACCACCACUACUACUACAAUUAGCACAUCCACUGGUAUCACAAUGUUUAACCCUUGUACAGAUCAUACUAACUGUGGUUCUAAUCAAUUAUGCGUGCUGGGAGUGUGUCGCAACAAGUGUCGCGAUGGCGAGCCAAGCGAUGCGGAGUGUGUUAAAGAAUCACCCGGCUCACCAAAGAAUCCCGAACCAUGUCAGUCGAAUAAUGAUUGCAUUGAGAGCGAAGCAUGUUACAUGGGUCUAUGCCAUAAUCCUUGCGACUUUGCGAAUGUUUGUGCGCCGACCGCCAAAUGUGCGGCGAAAAUGCAUCGGCCGAUUUGUUCAUGCCCCAAGGGGCAUGAAGGUAAUCCGUCCAUUAAAUGCUCGCCCGUGGAUAGGACAAUUGAGUGCACACACAAUUCCGAUUGCGACAUUACCGAAGCUUGCAUUAAUCGGCGCUGUCAGCAUCCUUGCGACGCGCACAAUCCUUGCGCCCAAAAUGCGGUCUGUAUGAAUGCCAACCAUGCGGCGGAUUGUAGUUGCGUAGACGGUUACCAAGGCAACGGUUUUAUUGGCUGUCAACCAGCCCUCGACCAUACGCCCGUCUGUCAGUACAACGAAGAUUGUCCGCCGACGAAACUCUGCGAUCGUCUUAAUCGUCGUUGUAUCAAUCCCUGUUUUGAGGACUCUUGUGGCGAGAAUGCUGAAUGUAUACCAGUCAAUCAUGGCACGGAAUGUCGUUGCUUACCCGGUUUCUUGGGUAAUGCCUACAUCGAGUGCUCGCAGGUGCAGGGUUGUCGCGCCGACAGUGAGUGUGACGCCAGUCAGGCUUGUAUCAAUGGCAAAUGUGCUUCGCCAUGUCGCUGUGGUGCUAAUGCGCUCUGUGAUGUUAUCAAUCAUCGUGGUGUAUGCAAGUGUCCGCCAGGUUAUGCCGGACGGCCAGAAGUUGCUUGCAAUCCACCAACCAAUCCAUGUGAACCGAAUCCGUGUGGCGUCAAUGCGCUAUGUGAAUUAGAUAAUGGUAAUCCGAUUUGCUAUUGCCCGAAGGGACUCACCGGAAAUCCGUUUAAGAAUUGCAUUCCUGAAGGUGAUGAAUGUCGUCCGAAUCCUUGUGGCCCGAACUCCGGCUGUCGCAUAGUCGGUGGCUCACCUACAUGCUUCUGUCUGCCGGAAUAUGAAGGUCAGCCGCCAUUGGUGCCGUGCGAGAUACCUAAGAGUCCUUGCGAUCCAUCACCAUGUGGCCCGAAUACACAAUGCGCUAUACUUAGUAAUGGUUUCUCAAAAUGUACCUGCCUACCGGGUUAUGUGGAGAGCCCUAAUACGAUACGUGGCUGCAUCGAGCCUGUCAAUCCGUGUGAUCCCAGUCCAUGCGGUUUGGGCGCUGUUUGUGAUUCUUCACGUACACCAGUUUGCUUCUGUCCCGAUGGCAAAAUCGGUAAUCCUUUCAAGUCGUGCGAGAAACCACCUGUUUCCGAUGAGCUCUGUUCACCUGGUCCUUGUGGUCGUAAUGCUGAUUGUUAUGUUACCAGCAAUCGUGAAGAAUGCUAUUGUCGUUCCGGUUAUAUUGGUGAUCCAUAUCAGGGUUGUCGUGAACCACCGCGUAGCGCUUGUGAACCAAAUCCAUGUGGGCCGAAUACGGAAUGUGUUGUUACUGAUAAUGGCCAAAGCGCAUGUAUUUGCCAUGAUGGCCUCUCCGGUGAUCCCACAUCAAGUAAAGGCUGUCACGGAUAUGAAUGUCAAGUGGAUGGAGAUUGCCCGCACGAUAAAGCCUGUAUGGGCUUCAAGUGUUACGAUCCUUGUCCGGGUGCUUGCGGACACGGUGCCAAUUGCCGCGUGGAAGAACACCAUCCCGUAUGCUCAUGUAAUGCUGGCCUGACGGGCAAUCCGGGUAUACGUUGUUACGCUUUAGAUAUACCCAAAACACCAAGUCGCAAUCCAUGCCUACCCAGUCCAUGCGCCGUAAAUAGUGAAUGUAAGCUGAUUAAUAACCGCGCAGUUUGUUCUUGCCUACCUGGCUACUUAGGUAAUCCGCAAAGCGGCUGUCGAGCCGAGUGUGAUAUUAAUUCUGACUGUGGAACCGCACAAGCUUGCAUAAAUCACAAGUGUAUCGAUCCAUGCGCUGGAACAGUUUGUGGCAUAAAUGCUAUUUGUAGAGUUCAACAACACACGCCACUAUGUGCUUGUCUCGAUGGUUUUACCGGCGAUGCUUUCCGACAGUGCAUAGCUGUUGGAGUCCUCAGAAACGUAACCCGCGAUCCAUGUGUACCCUCACCCUGUGGGCCACAAGAUGUUUGCUCUGUAUAUGGCGACGGCGUGGCGCUCUGCGAUCCAUGCUUUGGAUCGAAUGCUCAACAUAAUCCACGUUGUCGCCCCGAAUGUGUCUCAAACUCCGACUGUCCGUUCGACCGCGCCUGUUUGGGACAACGUUGUUUGGAUCCUUGCCCAGGUUCGUGCGGACACAACGCAGUGUGUAAUGUGUACGAGCAUAAUCCCAUCUGUAGUUGUCCAGCGGACUUAUAUGGCAAUCCGUAUGAGCACUGCUCACCACCAUCGCCGUUCGUGCCAGCGCCAUCUCCGAGCUGUGAGAAAUUGCGGUGUGGUGCUAAUGCUGACUGUAAGAAACGAAAUGGCGCAUUGACAUGUGUCUGCCGCACAGGCUAUUUCGGCGAUCCAUUCAUUGGUUGUCGACCAGAAUGUGUUCUUAACUCCGAUUGUCCAGCUGAUAAAUCUUGCGUUAACUCUAAAUGUGUAGACUCGUGCGUCGGCGUUUGUGGCAUCAACGCGAUGUGUCGCAUUGUCAAUCGUGCACCUGUGUGUAUCUGCGUCGAAGGUUAUACUGGCGAUGCAGCCGUACAAUGUAAUCCCUACUACUUACCACCGCCAAGACCAAUGGAUCGUCCGCGAAACCCAUGUGAACCAUCACCAUGUGGUCCCAACUCACGUUGUCUCAUCUCACCCGAUGGUUAUGCCGCUUGCUCCUGUCUACCGAACUUCAAGGGCUCACCGCCAGUAUGCCAACCGGAAUGUGUUGUCAGCUCGGAGUGUGCCCUCAACAAAGCUUGUAUCAAUCAACACUGCGCUGAUCCUUGUCCCGGCACAUGCGGUGCGGAAGCACGUUGUGAGGUCUUAAACCACAAUCCCAUCUGUUCGUGUGAAUCCGGCUAUGAAGGUGAUCCAUUUGUUGCAUGCAGUCGCAUACCCGAGGAACGUACGGACGUUAAGAAGCCCGAAAAUCCAUGUGUGCCAUCACCGUGCGGACCCAACUCCAUUUGUCAGAUAAAACAAGGACGUCCCGUCUGCUCAUGUGUUGCCAAUUAUAUUGGUAGCCCACCGUAUUGUCGUCCAGAAUGUACGCUAAAUACUGAAUGUCCAGCGGAUAAGGCGUGUAUACAGGAGAAAUGUCAGAAUCCCUGCGCAGACACGUGCGGAUACAAUGCACGUUGUACGGUGAUUGCCCACGCGGCACACUGCAGUUGCGAACUAGGUUAUGAGGGUGACGCCUUUGUGGGUUGCUCUAAAAUCGAAGAGAAGCCAAAAGACCGCAUCGAUCCUUGCUAUCCCAGCCCGUGUGGUGAAAACGCAUUAUGUAGCGAACGUAAUGGCGAAGCACGUUGUAGUUGUAUUGAACCAUACAUCGGUGAUCCCUACACAACUGGCUGUCGUCCCGAAUGUGUCUACAAUGCCGAAUGCCCGUCAUCUUUGGCGUGUAUCAAACAGCAUUGUCGCGAUCCCUGCGUGGGUACUUGUGGUUCAAACGCCGAGUGUGUGGUGGUCAAUCACGUGCCAACUUGCAGUUGUGCGCGAGGUUAUGAAGGAGAUCCAUUCACCGGUUGCAAGCGAGAAGAUCAUCCAAUUCUUCCACUUAGUCCAUGCGAACCCACACCUUGCGGCGCUAAUAGCAUUUGUCGUGUGGUCGACGGUCGUCCCGCCUGCUCUUGUCAAGUAGGAUAUUUCGGCGCGCCACCAAACUGUCGUCCGGAAUGUGUUGUCAGCUCCGAGUGUUCACAGAAUUUGGCUUGUAUUAAUCAAAAAUGCGUAGAUCCUUGCAUCGGUACAUGUGGUUUCAAUGCCAAAUGUCAAGUUGUUAAUCACAAUCCAAUAUGUUCGUGCCCAGCCGACUAUAUGGGCGAUCCGUUCGAACAAUGUAUACCGAAACCACAAGAGCCACCACCGAAGGUCAACCCAUGCCUACCCAGCCCAUGUGGCCCGAACUCUGAAUGUCGUGAAAUGGAUAAUCGUGCUGCUUGUAGUUGUGCGCCAGGCAUGUUCGGUGCACCGCCCAACUGCCGCCCGGAAUGUGUUAUUCAUCAAGAUUGUCCAUCGAAUCGUGCUUGCAUACGUCAACGUUGUGAGGAUCCUUGUGCCGGAGCUUGUGGCUUUAAUGCCCUUUGUGUGGCGCAAAAUCACAAGCCGGUCUGCUCUUGCCUAGAGGGUUACGAAGGUGACCCGUAUGCUGGUUGCAAUACACCGCAAAUUGUAGUACCUGAUAUACCCGCCGAUCCAUGCAAUCCAACACCAUGCGGCUCGAAUGCCAUUUGUCGCAAUCGUAACGGCGCUGGUUCUUGCACUUGCAUACAAGACUACUUCGGCGAUCCGUAUAUCAACUGUCGACCAGAAUGUGUACAGAAUAGUGAUUGUGUAUCCCAAAAAGCUUGCGUUAAUAUGAAAUGCGUCGAUCCAUGUGUCGGCCUGUGUGGCUUCAAUGCCGAAUGUCGCGUAGCAAAUCAUCUGCCGGUUUGCACUUGCAUACCGGGCUUCACUGGCAAUCCAAUGCGUAGUUGCCACGAAAAACCGUCAAAUAUGUAUUUGCCUAUACCACGUGAUCCUUGUCGUCCCUCGCCUUGCGGCUUGUACAGUACAUGCCGUGUGACGGGCAAUCGUGCCGUUUGCUCGUGUCUUCCUAAUUAUAUGGGCCAUCCACCUAAUUGUAAACCGGAGUGUAUGCUGAGUUCCGAAUGUGCUUCGAAUAGGGCUUGUAUAAAUAUGCGCUGUCAAGAUCCAUGUCCAGGUACGUGCGGACAGAAUGCACGCUGUCGUGUUACCAACCACUCACCGAUUUGCAGCUGUACAGAUGGCUAUACAGGCGAUCCAUUCCAACAGUGUGUGCGCGAAAGAAAACCAAUAGCCGAACCACCACGUCAAAAACCCUGCGUGCCCAGUCCCUGUGGACCGAAUUCGCAAUGUCACGCUUCUAGAGGCGGUGCUGUCUGCUCGUGUAUGGCCAAUUAUAUUGGUCGACCACCGAAUUGUCGCCCGGAGUGCACCAUCAAUUCAGAGUGUCCAGCACAUCUGGCUUGCAUGAAUGCACGUUGCGCCGAUCCCUGCGUGGGCUCGUGUGGCAAUAAUGCACGCUGUCAAGUUAGUGCGCAUGCGCCGAUUUGUAUGUGUGAACCGGGUUACACCGGUGAUCCAUUCUCUGGCUGCUACAAAGUCAUACCAAUACCCGAUGAACCUGUACAACCAUGCAGACCCAGUCCCUGUGGCGUGAAUGCCAUUUGUGAUGUACGUGAUCGCGCGGCAUCAUGCAAAUGCAUACCCGAAUACUUUGGCGAUCCAUAUGUUGAAUGUCGACCGGAGUGUGUUAUCAAUUCGGAUUGUCCGAAGACACGUGCCUGCGUCAACAACAAAUGUAUCGAUCCUUGUCCGGGUAUGUGUGGGCGUAAUGCCGAAUGUGCGGUAUUCAACCAUGCGGCCAACUGUGAGUGCUUCAACGGUUAUACUGGAAAUCCAAUUAGCGGUUGCUUACCUAUACCGGAACCACCAUCACAACAUGAACCGCAGAUACCCGUCAACCCUUGUCAGCCAUCUCCUUGCGGCCUUUAUAGCAAUUGUCGUGCAGUCAACGGUCAUGCAGUCUGUUCAUGUUUGCCGAAUUACUUAGGUGCUCCACCCAAUUGUCGUCUGGAAUGUAUGAGCAGUUCUGACUGCGCACAAGACAAGUCCUGCAUCAACGAACGCUGCCGAGAUCCAUGUCCCGGUACUUGUGGAAAUAAUGCUCUUUGUCGCGUCGUCAAUCAUAAUCCGAUUUGCUCAUGUACACCUGGUUUCAUUGGUGAUCCAUUCGUACGCUGCGUCUAUGAAGAGAAACGUCCUAUUAUAAGAGAUCCUAUAAACCCAUGUGUACCAUCGCCGUGCGGCCCGAAUUCGCAGUGUCGCGUUUCAGAUACGAACGGUCAAGCUGUGUGCUCGUGUCUGCCCAACUACAUCGGCAGGGCACCGAAUUGCCGGCCCCAAUGCACAUCGAAUUCGGAGUGUCGCGGUAACAUGGCUUGCAUCAAUCAACGCUGUCAAGAUCCUUGCCAGGGUUCAUGUGGCUCAUACACAACUUGUAUUGUAAAUAAUCAUAGACCAUUAUGUCGCUGCUUGGAUGGUUAUACGGGUGAUCCUUUCUCUGAAUGUAGUCCGCAAAUUAAUAUACCGCCUGAAGUACCGAUGCCUUGCAAUCCCAGUCCCUGUGGGGCUAAUGCUGUUUGCAAAGAACGCAACGGUGUUGGUGCCUGCACUUGCAGGCCUGAAUACAGUGGAGAUCCGUACACCGAAUGUCGACCGGAAUGUGUACUCAACACCGACUGCCCGAAGAAUCUUGCUUGUAUGAAUAACAAAUGCCGCGACCCAUGUCCUGGUGUGUGCGGAGUUGGCGCCGAGUGUCAUGUCAUUAACCACGCACCGAGCUGCAGCUGUCCGUCGGGUUACACGGGUAACCCCUCGGAAUAUUGUCGCGAACAACCAAAACAACUCGAACCCGUACAACCUUGCCGUCCUUCGCCAUGUGGCCCUUACAGCCAGUGUCGUGAAGUGAACGGUCAUGCGGUCUGUUCAUGCAUUACUAAUUAUAUUGGUACCCCACCGUCUUGUCGCCCCGAGUGUUCGGUUAGUUCCGAAUGUUCGCAGGACAAGGCUUGUGUGAAUUUGCGUUGUGUAGACCCAUGUCCGGGCACUUGCGGCAACGAUGCACUUUGUAAGGUGACGAACCAUAAUCCGAUUUGCACUUGUCCGCCUGGUUACACAGGAGAUCCGUUCAUACGUUGCUCGCCAGUCGAACAUGAAGAACCACGUUUACCAACACGUCCAGGUAAUCCCUGCGUGCCCAGCCCUUGUGGACCGAACUCACAGUGUCGAGCUGUGGGUGAGACACCAGUUUGCUCUUGUUUGCCAAACUUUGUAGGACGCGCCCCCAAUUGUAGACCGGAAUGUACACAAAACUCGGAGUGUCCCUCUAAUUUGGCUUGUAUAAAUGAACGUUGUAAGGAUCCCUGUCCAGGUUCAUGCGGUUUUAAUGCUUUCUGCAAUGUGGUGAAUCAUUCACCAGUAUGCAUCUGCGAUACUGGCUAUACGGGUGAUCCGUUCGCCGGCUGCAAUCCAACGCCGGUUGCCAUACCUGACGAACGCCUUACACCCUGCGUACCAUCACCAUGCGGUCCCAACGCGGAAUGUAAAGAGCGCAAUGGCGCUGGUUCUUGUGUCUGCCUGCCGGAGUACUUUGGAGACCCCUACAGCGGUUGCCGCCCUGAAUGCAUUGCCAACUCUGAUUGUCCGCGUGACAAGUCUUGCGUGAACAACAAAUGUACCGACCCUUGUCCAGGUGUUUGUGGCUUGAAUGCGGAGUGCCGUGUAUCGAAUCAUGCGCCUACCUGCCUUUGUCUACAGGGUUACACGGGUAACCCGCUGAGCGCUUGCCGUGAAAUACAAGAGCUGCCACCAACCCCGAAAGAUACCAAUCCCUGCAUCCCCUCACCUUGUGGCCCCUACAGUCAAUGUCGUGAAGUUAACGGUCAUGCCGUUUGCUCCUGCCAGACCAACUUUAUUGGCUCACCACCGAAUUGUAAGCCCGAAUGCAUCGUUUCCUCAGACUGCGCACAAAAUCUUGCAUGUCAAAAUCAAAAAUGUGUCGACCCAUGUCCUGGCACUUGCGGCAGCGAAGCGCGUUGUCAGGUUAUUAACCAUUACGCAGCGUGCUCAUGCCCACCAGGUUACACUGGUGAUCCCUUCAGUAGAUGUACUAAAAUUAAAAUGGACGUGCCUCCAGUAGUAGCUAAACCUGGUAAUCCAUGUGUACCCUCACCGUGUGGACCCAACUCGAAAUGUGUCGAUGUUGGCGGUUCACCUGCAUGUUCCUGCCUACCCACAUACUUGGGCCGUCCACCGAACUGCCGUCCCGAGUGUCUAAGUAAUUCCGAUUGUGCAGCCACUUUGGCUUGUACGAAUCAAAAAUGUAUAGAUCCUUGUGUCGGCGCAUGCGGUGUACAUUCACAGUGUACAGUUAUUAAGCACAACCCAACGUGCCAAUGCGAGAUUGGCUACACUGGAGAUCCUUUCUCUGGUUGCGCCAUUGUAAAAAUGACUCCUACCGAAGCUCCUCGCAAUCCUUGUAAUCCUAGCCCAUGUGGGGCGAACGCUGUUUGUCGCGAACGGAACGGCGCUGGCUCUUGCUCGUGCUUACCCGAGUACUUUGGUGAUCCUUAUAGCGGCUGUCGACCGGAAUGUGUACAGAACUCAGAUUGUGACCGUUCACGCGCAUGCAUCAAUAAUAAGUGUCAGGAUCCUUGCCCCGGCGUUUGUGGCAUCAAUGCGGAAUGUCGAGUCUUCAAUCAUGCACCAAACUGUAUGUGCUUCGAUGGUUACACUGGGGAUCCACAUCGCUCGUGCGCCGUUAUUGAAGUUACUACGAUUACGCCAAUAAAUCCCUGUCAUCCAUCACCUUGUGGUCCGUACAGCGAAUGUCAUGAAUCGAAUGGUCAUGCCGUUUGCUCUUGUGUCGAUGGUUAUGUCGGUGCGCCGCCAUCUUGUAAACCGGAAUGUGUUGUCAGUUCGGAGUGUCCGCAAAAUCGCGCUUGCAUCAAUCAAAAGUGUGCGGAUCCUUGUCGUGGCGCAUGCGGCAAUAAUGCGCGUUGUCGUGUAGUCAAUCACAAUCCGAUUUGUACAUGUGCGCCUGGUUUAACCGGUGAUCCGUUCAGUACUUGCGUGCAAGAAGAGGAAACGCCGCGUAAUCCACAAAACCCAUGCAUUCCAUCGCCAUGCGGACCGAACUCACUGUGCCGUGAAAUUGGCGGACAAGCUGCAUGCUCGUGUCAGACCAAUUAUGUGGGUCGUCCACCCAAUUGUCGCCCGGAAUGUACAAACAAUGAUGAAUGCCCGAACAAUCUGUCCUGCCAGAACGAACGUUGCAUCGACCCCUGCCCUGGUUCAUGCGGUAAUAAUGCCUUCUGUAAAGUUGUGCAACAUAACGCAAUCUGUUCGUGCGCUGAUGGCUAUGAGGGUGAUCCAAUAACGGGUUGUGACCUAGUUCAGCCAGUAUUGCCGAAACAACCGCCAACAUCACCUUGUGAGCCCUCGCCUUGUGGACCACACGCGGAGUGUAGAGAACGUAAUGGCGCCGGAGCUUGCUAUUGUCACGAGGGCUUUGAAGGCAAUCCAUUCGAUACAGAACGUGGCUGCCGUCGUGAGUGCGAAGCUAAUGAUGACUGUUCCACCGCGCAGGCAUGUGUGCGCUUCAAGUGCGUAGAUCCUUGUAACAAUAUUUGUGGCGAGUUCGCUAUUUGUUCGGUGGAGAAUCAUGUGCCUACUUGCAACUGCCCACCUGGCUACACAGGCGAUCCAUUCUUCCAAUGCAAACAAAUACCUGUCACUCCACCACCAAUAAUCAACCCAUGCGUGCCUUCGCCGUGCGGUCCAAAUAGUAUCUGUCGCGAAAUAAACGAACAAGCUGUUUGCUCCUGUCAAUCCGGUUUCAUCAAUCAGCCACCCAACUGCCGUCCUGAGUGUAUCGUUAGCUCAGAGUGUGCGCCGGAGCGCGCCUGUGUCAACAAUAAAUGUGUGGAUCCCUGCUUACAUACCUGCGGUAUUCGCGCCAUUUGCACAACGAAGAAUCAUAGCCCGAUCUGCACCUGUGCACGAGGCAUGACUGGCGAUCCAUUCGUACAAUGCUCGAAAAUACCAAUCAUACAUGAACCUACUGCUACGGAGCGACCACCGUCCUGCGUACCAUCGCCAUGCGGACCUAAUUCGAAAUGUCAAAUUGUCGGCGGCAAUCCAGCGUGCUCUUGUCUACAGGACUUUAUCGGCGCACCGCCGAACUGUCGGCCCGAAUGUGUACUCAACUCAGAAUGUGGUCCCACGGAAGCGUGCAUUAAUCAGAAGUGCCGUGAUCCAUGUCCCGGCUCUUGUGGAUUCGAAGCCAAAUGUCAUGUUCUCAAUCACAUACCGAUUUGCAAUUGUAUUGACGGUUAUACUGGCGAUCCAUUUAUACGUUGUAGUCCCAUACCGCCAGUUACGGAAGCACCGAAAACGCAAAACGAUCCAUGCGAUCCAAGUCCAUGCGGCCCGAAUGCGGACUGUUUCAAUGGCGAGUGUCGUUGUCAAGACAAUUACCAAGGAAACCCCUACGAUGGUUGCCGUCCCGAAUGUACGCUAUCAGCAGAUUGUGCACGAGAUAAGGCCUGCAUGCGUAACAAAUGUGUGGAUCCAUGCCCUGGUACUUGCGGCAUCAAUGCCGUGUGUGAAGUACUGAAUCAUAUACCAGUGUGCUCAUGCAUACCCGACUAUGAAGGCGACCCGUUUAGUAAGUGCAGACCUAAAGUUAUCAUUAAGCAACCGGAACAAGUUUGCUCACCAUCACCCUGCGGUGCUAAUAGUCAGUGUCGCGAUGUCAACGGUCAUGCAGUGUGCUCGUGCUUAGAUGGUUAUAUUGGCAGUCCCCCACAAUGUCGUCCCGAAUGUGUAGUGUCAAGCGAGUGUUCGGCCCUGCAAGCCUGUGUCAACAAAAAGUGUACCGACCCAUGCGCCGGCGCUUGUGGUAUUGACGCACGUUGUGAAGUUAUCAAUCAUAGUCCGAUUUGCGGUUGUCCACCAGGCAAAACGGGUGAUCCAUUCCAACGUUGUUUGGACUUACCACCACCAGAACCACCAAAAUCACGCGAUCCCGAUGUACCACGUGAUCCCUGCGUACCAUCGCCAUGCGGUCCCAAUUCGAUUUGUAAAGCUAGUGCUAGUGGCCCUUCAUGCCAGUGUUUGCCAGAGUUCUUCGGCUCACCGCCAAAUUGCCGACCGGAAUGUAUCAUCAAUCCCGACUGUCCAUCAAGUCAAGCGUGUAUAAAUAACAAAUGUAGUAAUCCAUGCCCCGGAUCCUGCGGUACAAAUGCCGAGUGUCGCGUUAUUAGUCAUACUGUGUCUUGUUCAUGUCCCGUCGGCUUUGCGGGUAAUGCUUUCGUGCAAUGUGUACCAGCACUUGAAGAGCCCAUCAAACCGUGCGAACCUUCACCAUGUGGACCGAAUGCUGAAUGUAUUGAACGCAAUGGCGCCGCCUCCUGUAAAUGUAUUGACGAUUAUCAAGGCAAUCCUUACGAUGGCUGCCGGCCUGAAUGUAUACUCAGCUCUGAUUGUCCUACAGACAAAGCUUGUAUACGCAACAAAUGUAAAGAUCCCUGCCCGGGUAUUUGUGGUUCCAACGCGCAGUGCUACGCUGUCAAUCAUGUGCCGAACUGUGUUUGUAAUGAAGGCUAUACCGGCGAUCCGUUCUCUAACUGUCAACGUCAAAUUGCGCCACCACAACCACCACCACAAGGCAACCCUUGCCAGCCAUCACCUUGUGGACCCAACAGUAGAUGUCGCGUGGCAAAUGAACUCGCUGUCUGCUCAUGUCUUGACGCAUUUAUUGGUGCACCACCCAAUUGCAAACCGGAGUGUACCGUUAACACAGAAUGUCCACAAAACAAAGCGUGUCACAACUUUAGAUGUGCAAACCCAUGUGCUGGCACAUGUGGCGUAGACGCUAAAUGUGAAGUAAUCAACCAUAACCCGAUUUGUAGCUGCCCACUUGAUAUGACAGGUGAUCCGUUCUCCCGUUGCUACCCAGCACCUCCAGCGCCGAAGGAUGAGCCGAAGCCCAGAAAUCCAUGUUAUCCAUCACCUUGUGGUCUAUACGCCGAAUGUCGUGUGAACGGCGAUCAACCAUCAUGCUCAUGCCUGCCCAACUAUAUCGGCGCGCCACCAAACUGUCGCCCAGAAUGUGUGGUAAACACUGACUGUCCUUCGGAUAAGAGUUGCAUAGCAGAGAAAUGCCGCAAUCCAUGUGAGGGCACCUGUGGCAUUAACUCUGAAUGCCGCAUACAAAAUCAUCUGGCUAUAUGCACAUGCCGCAAUGGUUUCACAGGUGAUCCAUUUUCACAAUGUAUUGAAAUAAUCGAAAUAAAGACACCACCAACCGCUUCGACUGAUCCCUGCGAACUGCAACCAUGUGGCGCCAAUGCGGAAUGUGACGGCGGUAUCUGCACGUGCAUACGUGAUUAUCAGGGUGAUCCCUACGUGGGAUGUCGUCCGGAGUGUACGCUCAGUACGGAUUGUUCACCGAAUCGUGCUUGUUUGAAUAAGAAAUGCGUGGAUCCUUGCCCGGGCACUUGUGGACAGAGUGCACAGUGCGAUGUCAGCAAUCACAUACCGAUUUGCAGUUGUCCAAAGGGUUACACUGGCGAUCCGUUUAUCAAUUGCCAUCCUGAAGUGCUACGCGAGCCAGCACCUAAAGAUCCCUGCCAUCCGAGUCCUUGCGGACCCAACAGCGUGUGUCAAGCCAGCGCACAAGGAGCCGUCUGCGCUUGUCAACCCGGCAUGUUGGGCUCACCACCAGCCUGCAAGCCGGAGUGUAUCGUCAGCUCCGAGUGUUCACUACAAACAGCUUGCAUACAAAAGAAAUGUGUUGAUCCAUGCCCCGGUGCUUGUGGCCAAUUCGCCAGAUGUCAAGUAAUCAAUCACAAUCCGAUUUGUACAUGCAACAAUGGCUACACAGGUGAUCCCUUCACACGUUGCUAUCAAGAGGAACGCGUCGAGGAGAAGAGACCACCACCCACCAAUCCAUGUAUACCAUCACCAUGUGGUCCAAACUCUGAAUGUAAAGUUAUAGGCGAUAGUCCAGCCUGUUCAUGCGCAGUCAGCUUCUUGGGUAAACCACCAAAUUGUCGUCCAGAAUGUACCAUCAAUCCGGAAUGUCCGCCCACCAAGGCGUGUAUACGUCAGAAAUGUGAGGAUCCCUGCGCGGGCUCUUGCGGCUUCAACGCGCGUUGCAAUGUGGCCAAUCAUAUGCCCAUUUGCACAUGUGAAGUGGGAUACACUGGUGAUCCGUUCACCGGCUGCCAGCCAGUACAAGAGCGUAUUGUAUACGAGCAAAUUACACCGUGUAUACCGAAUCCUUGCGGUACGAAUGCUGUUUGUCGCGAACAGAAUAGCAUUGGCUCGUGUCAGUGUCUGCCAGAUUAUUUCGGCGAUCCCUAUCAAUCGUGUCGUCCCGAAUGUGUACGCAAUUCGGAUUGCCCCAUUGUACAGGCAUGUACUCAGCAGAAAUGUCGCGAUCCAUGUCCAGGCACAUGUGGCACUAACGCUGAAUGCAGCGUCACUAAUCAUGUGCCGACUUGCAUGUGUCGCAUCGGUUAUACGGGUGAUCCCUAUCGUUAUUGUCAUGUGGAGCCACCAGCACCGAUACGUCAGGAGCCACCCACCAAUCCCUGUCAACCCUCACCCUGUGGACCCAACUCACAGUGUCGUGAACUCAACGGUCAAGCCGUGUGUUCAUGUCUUGAACGUUAUAUCGGCGUACCACAUAAUUGUCGGCCGGAGUGUGUACUGAGCACGGAGUGUUCAGCUGAUAGGGCUUGCAUAAAUCAACGUUGUCAGGAUCCUUGUCCGGGCACGUGUGGCACAAAUGCUGAGUGCCGGGUGCGUAAUCAUAGUCCUUUAUGCUUGUGUCGCAAUGGUUUUACCGGCGACGCUUUCACCCGUUGCUACCCCAUACCACCGCCACUACCAGCUAUUACGCACAUCGAACGUGAUCCUUGCGUACCCUCACCUUGCGGUCCACAAAGUGAGUGUCGCAACAUUAACGGCGUACCCUCUUGUUCCUGUCUACAGAGCUAUAUUGGCGCGCCACCAAACUGUCAUCCGGAAUGUACAAUCAGCGCUGAGUGUUCUUCGAAUAAGGCCUGCAUAAAUGAGAAAUGCAUCGACCCCUGCCCAGGCUUGUGCGGCUUUGCCGCAGAGUGCAGUGUUAUCAAUCAUACGCCAAUUUGUGUAUGCCCCGCAGGCUACACAGGUGAUCCCUUCAGCAAUUGCCGUCCACUACCGCCAGAACCGAUCAAGAAUGAACCUGUUGAUCGCUGCCAUCCCUCCCCAUGUGGCGCUAAUGCGCAAUGUAAUAAUGGCGUCUGUAGUUGCUUGCCGGAGUACCAAGGAGAUCCGUACACAGGUUGUCGUCCCGAAUGUGUAUUGAAUACUGAUUGCUCCCGCGAUAGGGCUUGCAGACGCAGCAAAUGUAUCAACCCAUGUCCUGGCACUUGUGGUGAGAAUGCCAUAUGCGAUGUGAUAAAUCAUAUACCCAUGUGUAGGUGCCCAGACGGUACGGUAGGCAGUGCUUUCAUCCGCUGUAGUCCUGCGCCAAAUAUCGUUGUCACAAACCCAUGCCACCCCUCACCAUGCGGGCCUAACUCUCAGUGUCGCGAAGUCAACCAACAAGCAGUAUGCUCUUGUCUGCCAAACUACAUGGGUAGUCCUCCAUCUUGCCGCCCCGAGUGUGUUUCGAAUUCCGACUGUGCGCCUACGCAAGCUUGUUUGAACCAGAAAUGUGGCGAUCCAUGUCCGGGCACGUGUGGUAUUGGAGCUAAGUGCACCGUGGUCAAUCACAGUCCUUUCUGUACGUGUCCGCCGCGCUUCAGUGGGAAUCCGUUCAUACGCUGUCAACCGAUAAUUGAACCAACACGUGACGUUGUACAAAUGGAUCCAUGUCGCCCGUCGCCUUGCGGGCCUUACUCACAAUGUCGUCCCAUCGGUGAAGCACCAUCCUGUUCAUGUCUUGAAUCAUAUAUAGGUCGCCCACCCAACUGUCGACCAGAAUGCGUUACGAGCUCUGAUUGUCCGACUGCCUUGGCUUGUAUUAAUCAAAAAUGUGUUGAUCCUUGCCCAGGUCGUUGCGGCGUAAACGCGGAAUGUCGUGUAGUCAGUCAUACAGUGCAAUGUCAUUGUGUAGUCGGCUACACUGGUGAUCCGUUCGUGCAAUGUCAUCUAUUACCAGAGCGUGACGAAAUCGAAGUGCGCACACCCUGCAGUCCGAAUCCAUGUGGCCCCAAUGCAGUAUGUCGAGAACGUAAUGGCGCUGGCUCAUGCGCUUGUUUGCCUGAAUAUUUCGGCAAUCCCUACGAAGGUUGUCGGCCAGAGUGCGUAAUGAAUUCGGACUGUCCAUCAAACAAGGCGUGCCAACAACAGAAAUGCCAGGAUCCUUGUCCAGGUGCCUGUGGUCAGAACGCCGACUGUCAAGUGGUGAAUCACUUGCCUUCGUGUACAUGUAUCACUGGCUACACUGGCGAUCCAUACCGUAUCUGUACGCGUCCUAUUGAACCCGUACGCAUGGAAUACGUUAAUCCAUGUCAACCAUCACCCUGUGGCCCGAACUCACAAUGUCGGGAAUCUAACGACCAAGCCGUGUGCUCUUGUCUACCUGAGUUUAUUGGCACACCACCAGCUUGUCGGCCCGAGUGCACCAUCUCUUCGGAGUGCACCACCGACAAGGCUUGCAUCAACCAGAAGUGUGUUGACCCAUGUGCGGCUAACCCUUGUGGCAACAAUGCUCAAUGCCGCGUCAGGAAUCAUAGUCCCAUCUGUAGCUGCAAUAAUGGUUUUACCGGCGACGCUUUCACAAGAUGUUACCCUAUACCACCACCAGCCAUCGAAGUUGAGCGCGAGGAAUAUCGUGACCCUUGCCUACCAUCACCGUGUGGCCCAAAUGCCGAAUGUCGCAACGUAAAUGAUGUUCCCUCAUGUUCUUGUUUAGCUGAGUUCAUCGGCCAACCACCUAACUGUCGUCCUGAAUGUACCAUCAACUCUGAGUGUCCGAGCCAACAGGCUUGCAUCAACCAGAAAUGUCGCGAUCCAUGCCCUGGUGCUUGUGGUUUAAAUACCGUCUGUCGCGUAAUCAACCAUACACCGACUUGCCUGUGCGUCGAUGGUUAUGUAGGAAAUCCAUUCAUCAAUUGUAAUCCUAAGGCACCAGAGCCUACGCAACCACCAGUAAACGAUGAUCCUUGCAAUCCCUCACCAUGCGGCUCGAAUGCUCUGUGUAACAACGGUCAAUGUAGCUGUAUCGCCGAAUACCAAGGUAAUCCGUUAGUCGGAUGUCGUCCGGAAUGUGUCUUGAACUCUGACUGUGUACGUGACCGUGCUUGCGUGCGCAAUAAAUGCAUCGAUCCGUGCCCCGGCACUUGCGGCACAAACGCUAUUUGUAUAGUUAACAACCACGUGCCCAUGUGCCACUGUCCGGACAAUAUGUCGGGCAAUGCGUUCUUCGAAUGUCGCGUCAUUGAAAAACCUGUUGUUCAUAAUCCUUGUCAACCCUCGCCAUGCGGCCCGAACAGUCAGUGCCGUGAACUGCAAAAUGUAGGCGUAUGCUCCUGUUUGCCCGACUUCAUCGGUAGUCCACCGCUGUGCCGACCGGAAUGUACAAUGAACUCCGACUGUCCACCCGAUCAAGCAUGUCAGAAUUCCAAGUGCCGUGACCCAUGUCCCGGUACAUGUGGCUUCAAUGCCGUAUGCAACGUUGUUAACCAUAACCCAUUCUGCACUUGUCAAGGGCAAAUGACAGGUGAUCCUUUUGUGCGUUGCCAGGAAAUAAUUGCACCCAUACGAGACAUCUCACCGGCCAACCCGUGCAUACCCUCACCUUGUGGUCCAAACUCCGAGUGUCGCCCGUCUGGUGACUCAGCAUCGUGCUCAUGUCUGCCUGACUUUACAGGCGCACCUCCAAACUGCCGUCCUGAAUGCGUUUCAAACUCAGAAUGUCCGUCCACACAGGCGUGCAUAAACCAGAAAUGCAGAGAUCCAUGCCCUGGACUGUGCGGUCUCAAUGCGAAUUGUCGAGUCUUAAGUCACACACCGAUGUGCCUUUGUCAUGAUGGCUACACCGGCGACCCAUUCUCGCAAUGUAGUCCUAUACGUGCGGCACCGAUUGAGGUUUUGCGACCAUGCAGUCCCAGUCCAUGCGGCAUCAAUGCCAGGUGUGAAGAACGUGACAACGCAGGCUCUUGCCAGUGUCUGCCAGAGUACUUUGGUAAUCCGUACGAAGGGUGUCGUCCAGAAUGUGUACUCAACUCAGAUUGUCCGUCUAAUAAGGCUUGCCAAAAUCAGAAAUGCGUCGACCCCUGCCCGGGUACUUGUGGCACAAAUGCAAUAUGUCAAGUCAUCAAUCAUCUGCCGUCCUGCGAAUGUUUUACGGGCUACGUCGGUGAUCCAUAUCGACUGUGUCAAGUUGUGCAGGAAGAACCGCCAAAAGUAUAUGUUAAUCCAUGUCAACCAUCGCCUUGCGGUCCCAACUCCCAAUGUCGUGAAGUUAACGGUCAAGGUGUUUGCUCGUGCUUGCCCGAAUAUAUCGGUAGUCCUCCCGCUUGUCGACCAGAGUGCACGUCCAGUUCCGAGUGUGCCGCUGACAAGGCUUGUAUUAACCGAAAAUGCGUCGAUCCCUGUCCAGGCGUGUGUGGAGAGAAUUCUGAAUGUCGCGUUAGAAAUCACAGCCCCAUAUGCACAUGCAGUAACGGCUUCACCGGUGACGCUUUCGUACGCUGCUUCCGUGUUAUAACACCGGUUUCAAUUCCACCGCCGCAGCGCCAACCACAAGACCCAUGCGUACCAUCACCAUGUGGGCCAAACUCACAGUGUCGCGAUGUACGCGGCACACCGUCCUGCUCUUGUUUGCCAAAUUUCAUUGGUACACCACCAGCCUGUCGUCCAGAAUGUAGUCUCAACUCCGAGUGCCCCAGUCAUCAGGCGUGUAUUAAUCAGAAAUGUCGUGAUCCUUGUCCGGGUUCAUGUGGCAUUAGCGCUAUAUGCAAUGUUAUCAACCACACGCCGAUCUGUACUUGUGAAACUGGUUUCACGGGUAAUCCCUUCACCGUCUGUAAUCCCCUACCACCGCCACGAACUGAAAUCGUGACACAAGACGAUCCGUGUGUACCAUCGCCAUGUGGCUCGAACGCACUGUGCAACAAAGGGCAGUGCACUUGCAUACCUGAAUACCAUGGUGACCCCUAUUCUGGUUGUCGCCCGGAAUGCGUGCUACACACCGACUGCGCCAGAGAUCGUUCCUGCGUACGCCAUAAAUGCGUUGAUCCAUGUCCGGGGACAUGUGCUUCUAAUGCUAUCUGCGAAGUUAUGAAUCACAUACCGAUUUGUCGCUGCGCAGAUGGUAUGGAAGGUAAUGCCUUCGUACAAUGCACGCCCAUACCGAAGUUAGACGUGCCUACAAAUCCCUGUCAACCAACGCCAUGCGGUCCGAAUAGCCAAUGUCGAGAGGUAAAUCAACAAGCUGUUUGCUCUUGCAUCGCUUCCUACAUCGGUAGUCCACCCUUCUGUCGGCCGGAAUGUACAACGAAUUCGGAGUGCCCGCUUAAUCAAGCGUGUCUCAACCAGAAAUGUAACGAUCCUUGUCCAGGCGUUUGUGGCAACAACGCUUUAUGUCAUGUCGCCAAUCAUAGUCCAUACUGUCGUUGUCCCGACAGAUAUUCCGGUAAUCCAUUUGUGAGUUGUCAACCGAUCUUAGAAUCACCAGAGCCACGACCGCCAAGUCAACCAUGCGUACCAUCGCCUUGUGGUGCGUUCUCUGAGUGUCGCGUUGUUGGUGAAACCCCAUCCUGCUCUUGCUUGCCCGACUAUAUUGGGGCACCACCCAAUUGUCGUCCCGAAUGCGUGACCAGCUCAGAGUGCGCUACAAACUUGGCGUGCAUCAAUCAGAAAUGCAAAGAUCCCUGUCCAGGCUUGUGUGGUAAUAAUGCUUUAUGUCGUGUGCUCUCGCACACUCCAAGCUGUUAUUGUCCUGCGGGCUUUGAAGGCGAUCCAUUCGUACAAUGUGUUGAGAUCAAAAUUCCACUACUGGAUCACAUAGAUCCCUGCAAUCCCAGUCCGUGCGGUCCGAAUGCCCGUUGUACACAACGUAAUGAUGCUGGUUCUUGCCAGUGCUUACCCGAAUACUACGGCAAUCCUUACGAAGGUUGCACACCCGAAUGUAUGUUGAAUUCCGAUUGCGCCUCGGACAAGGCUUGUCAGAAUAUGAAGUGUCGCGAUCCAUGCCCUGGCACCUGUGGGCAGAAUGCCAUUUGCGCAGUGUUGAAUCAUGUGCCAACAUGUAAUUGUAUACCUGGCUAUAACGGUGAUCCAUAUAGAGGGUGUCAAGUCGAGAAACAACCUAUUAAGGAAUAUGUCAACCCUUGUCAGCCUACACCAUGUGGCCCCAACUCACAGUGUCGCGAAGUCAAUGAGCAGGCUGUAUGCUCUUGUCUGCCAGAAUACAUAGGCAGUCCACCACUCUGUCGCCCCGAAUGCACUAUCUCCAGUGAAUGCGCUUUCAACAAGGCAUGUAUCAACCAGAAAUGUGCUGAUCCCUGUCCUGGGACUUGUGGACAAAAUGCCAAUUGUCGCGUACACAAUCACAGCCCUAUCUGCUCUUGUCGUCCCGGCUUUACAGGGGAUGCUUUUUCUCGUUGUUUCGCCAUACCACCUGCACCACCAGCGCCCGUACAGCGUCAACCUGUCGAUCCCUGCGUGCCUUCACCGUGUGGCCCGAAUUCUCAAUGUCGUCUCGUCGGCGACUCACCUUCGUGUUCCUGUUUACCCAGCUAUAUUGGCGCACCACCCGCUUGUCGACCGGAAUGUACUAUAAACGCUGAGUGUCCUAGCAGUCAGGCUUGUAUAAAUGAGAAAUGUCGUGAUCCUUGUCCCGGCUCUUGCGGUUUGGGUGCCGUAUGUAAUGUUAUCAAUCACACGCCCACCUGUGUUUGUCAGUCUGGUUAUACCGGCGAUCCAUUUACUUAUUGCACACCAGAGCCACCACCAAAACUUGUUGUCAAAGACGAUCCCUGCAAUCCUUCUCCUUGUGGCUCAAAUGCUCGUUGCAUUGAUGGAGUUUGUACCUGUCUUCCAGAAUAUCAGGGUGAUCCUUACACCGGUUGUCGUCCAGAAUGCAUACUUAACACAGACUGUCUACGCGAUCGCGCCUGCAUACGAAAUAAAUGCGUUGACCCCUGCCCCGGUACUUGCGCAUCCAACGCGCUCUGCAGCACUGUAAACCACAUACCGAUCUGUUCGUGCCCAACUGGCAUGUCCGGCAACGCUUUCAUACAGUGCUCGCCAAUACCACCGCCCGUUAAGGUUAAUCCUUGUCAAUCAUCACCUUGUGGUCCGAAUUCACAGUGCCGUGAAGUCAAUGAACAAGCAGUUUGUUCAUGCAUUCCAGGAUUCAUUGGCGCGCCACCAACUUGCCGUCCAGAGUGUACAGCAAACCAGGAAUGUGCAGCUAACUUGGCUUGCAUCAACCAGAAAUGCGUCGAUCCAUGCCCUGGCACAUGUGGACGCAACGCGCAAUGCAGUGUCGUGAAUCACAAUCCAUUCUGCACUUGUAUACCACAAUAUACCGGUAACCCAUUCGUCGCCUGCCAGCGCAUUAUCGAACCACCGAAACAGGAUGUCAUACCCAGUGAUCCUUGUCGCCCCUCACCAUGUGGUCCAAAUUCAGAAUGUCGCGCCAUCGGAGAUACGCCAUCAUGCACGUGUUUAGCGAACUUCAUAGGAUCGCCGCCAUAUUGUAAACCAGAAUGUGUUUCGAACUCAGAAUGCGCGUCCAACAAAGCUUGUAUUAAUCAGAAAUGUAUAGGCCCAUGCCCAGGAUUAUGUGGUGUAGGCGCCGAAUGUCACGUCCUAUCGCAUACACCACACUGCAACUGCUUACCAGGUUAUACUGGUGAUCCGUUCACCGCUUGCGAACCCAUACGUGUUUUAGCACCGAUAGAGGUGGUCAGACCCUGUUCGCCAUCCCCUUGUGGCGCUAACGCUAAUUGUAUCGAACGUAAUGGCGCGGGCGCCUGUCAAUGCUUGCCUGAAUACUUUGGCAAUCCUUAUGAAGGUUGCCGACCGGAAUGUGUACUCAAUUCAGACUGCCCAUCAAACAAAGCUUGCCAGAAUCAGAAAUGUGUAGACCCCUGCCCGGGAACCUGCGGUCAAAAUGCUGAAUGUAAUGUCGUCAAUCAUAUACCAACGUGUAACUGCUUUGUCGGUUAUACCGGAGAUCCGUACAGUUAUUGCACAAGACCAACAGAACCCAUAGUACAAGAGUACAUAAACCCAUGUCAACCCAGCCCAUGUGGACCAAAUUCACAAUGUCGCGAAGUAAACGGUCAAGCCGUAUGCUCUUGCCUUAGUGACUUUAUAGGCGUUCCACCUUCUUGUAGACCCGAGUGUACUUCAAGUUCUGAGUGUACCGCGGAUAAGGCGUGUAUAAAUCGUAAAUGUGUCGACCCUUGCCCCGGUGUGUGCGGCCAAAGCGCCAUAUGUGAAGUGCGCAAUCAUAGUCCAAUAUGUUCCUGCCGUAGUGGCUUAACGGGUGAUCCGUUCGUACGUUGUUAUCCGCUACCACUGCCGACGCCUCCUCAACCCGCCGAUAUAUAUCGUGAUCCUUGUGUGCCAUCGCCGUGUGGUCCAUACGCCACUUGUCGCAAUCAAAAUAAUGUGCCAUCUUGCACGUGCCAAAUAAAUUACAUAGGCUCCCCGCCAAACUGUCGUCCGGAGUGUACUGUAAACUCUGAUUGCGCCAGCAGUCAGGCGUGUAUAAAUGAACGUUGUCGCGAUCCCUGCCCGGGCGCAUGCGGAGUGAACACUGUGUGUAACGUUAUAAAUCACACACCGAACUGUGCUUGUGCACCCGGUUAUAUAGGCGAUGCUUUUGUUGCUUGUCAUCCAGCGCCACCAACUUCACCACCACAACAAGAAACCAUCGAUCCUUGCAAUCCAAGCCCAUGUGGACCCAACGCGGUCUGCUCUGGAGAUGGGCAGUGUGCUUGUAUCGCUGAUUAUCAGGGUGAUCCGUAUGUCACCUGUAAGCCAGAAUGUAUAUUAAAUGCAGAGUGUCCACGUGAUCGUGCUUGUAUACGUCAGAAGUGCGUAGACCCCUGUCCAGGCACUUGUGGCACGGAGGCCAUAUGCGAAGUUUAUAAUCAUGUGCCCAUGUGUCGUUGUCCUGAACGUAUGACCGGCAAUGCAUUCGUACAAUGCUUGCCUGUACAAACUGACAUUUACCGAAAUCCUUGUCAACCAUCACCUUGCGGUCCAAACUCACAGUGUCGCGAAAUUAACUCCCAACCCGUUUGUAGUUGUCUGCCUACAUAUCUGGGUAGCCCACCAUCAUGUCGUCCAGAAUGUACGAGCAACUCUGAUUGUGCACCGAAUCGCGCAUGUCAAAAUCAACGCUGCGUAAAUCCUUGCCCAGGCACAUGUGGUUUAUACGCGAAAUGCUCGGUAGUUAAUCAUAAUCCGUUCUGCGCAUGCAGUGAACGUUACACGGGCAAUCCUUUCGUACAAUGUCGUCCGAUAAUUGAGCCAGUACACGACGUAACGCCUGUUAAUCCAUGUCAGCCUUCACCGUGUGGUCCAAACAGUCGCUGUCAACCAGUGGGUGAUUCUCCAUCAUGUUCGUGUCUUGAGAACUUCUUUGGUCAACCUCCGAACUGUCGCCCGGAAUGUGUAACGAACUCAGAGUGUUCAUCUAAUAAUGUCUGUCGAAAUAAUCGCUGUAUAGAUCCAUGUCCUGGUCUGUGCGGCAACAAUGCCCUAUGUCGUGUAAUAAGUCAUUCAGCAAUGUGUUAUUGUGAAAAUGAGUACGCCGGUGAUCCAUUCGUGCAGUGCACACCGAUUAUGCGUGCACCAACUGAAGUUAUCGAUCCCUGCAACCCCAAUCCAUGUGGUUCAUUUGCCGAAUGUCUGCAACAAAAUGGAGUAGGUUCUUGUAAAUGUUUGCCUGAAUAUUUCGGUAAUCCCUACGAGGGUUGUCGUCCUGAAUGUGUGCUCAACUCAGAUUGCCCAUCGAAUAAGGCGUGUAUCAACCAAAAAUGCCGCGAUCCCUGUCCAGGUACUUGCGGCUUAAACGCUGAGUGCCACACAAGAAAUCAUUUGCCCACCUGCACGUGUUUAUUCGGGUAUGUCGGCGAUCCGUACCGUUAUUGUGCUGUAGAAGAGAAACCUCAACUACAAGAGUACGUUAAUCCGUGCCAACCAUCUCCUUGUGGACCAAAUAGUCAGUGUCGCGAAGUGAACAAUCAAGCCGUCUGCUCAUGUCUUCCAGAAUUUAUUGGUAUGCCACCCGCCUGCCGACCCGAAUGUACCAUCAGUGCUGAGUGUAGUUUUGACAAGGCUUGUAUCAAUCAAAAAUGCGUGGAUCCAUGUCCGGGUGUGUGCGGUACAGGAGCCAAGUGUCUAGUACGCAAUCAUGCGCCACUUUGCUCUUGUCAGCGUGGCUACACCGGCGAUCCAUUUACUCGUUGCUAUCCGAUACCUCCGCCACCACCAACAGUUGUUGCCGAACCAAUACGCGAUCCUUGCUUGCCUUCGCCUUGUGGUCCUAACUCGCAAUGCAGAAAUGUAAACGGUCAAGCCUCCUGCUCUUGUUUGGCCAACUUUUUUGGUGUACCGCCGAACUGUCGGCCAGAAUGCGUUACUAAUUCAGAAUGCUCGUCAAAUUUUGCUUGCAUGAAUAAUCGCUGCACCGAUCCUUGCCCGGGUUCCUGCGCGUAUAAUGCUUUGUGCAGAGUGAUAAAUCACAUUCCAAUUUGCUCGUGUCCCCAGGAUUAUGUAGGUAAUCCAUUUACCAGUUGCCAGCCAGCGCCUCCACCAAAACCGCCAGUAAAGGAUGAUCCAUGCAAUCCGUCACCUUGCGGCCCCAACGCUAUAUGUAACGACGGACAAUGUACUUGUAUAUCUGAAUAUCAAGGCGACCCCUUCAUUGGUUGUCGCCCUGAGUGUGUGCUUAACUCCGAAUGUCCACACGACAAGGCGUGUAUCAAAAAUAAAUGUGUUGAUCCGUGUCCAGGAACUUGUGGCAUUAAUGCCAUAUGUGAAGUACUCAAUCACGUGCCAAUGUGUCGUUGUCCCGAAGGCAUGUCCGGAAACGCAUUCUACCAAUGUGAUGUCUUGCCACCGAAACUCGUAUCUGACCCAUGCCAACCAUCACCUUGCGGUCCAAACAGCCGCUGUCGUGUCUUCAAUCAAAACGCUGUUUGCUCUUGCAUUGAAGGUUUCAUCGGAAAUCCACCGACUUGUCGUCCAGAGUGUGUACGCAAUUCAGAUUGCGGUCCGCAGAAAGCUUGCCAGAAUCAGAAAUGCGUUGAUCCUUGUCCAGGUGCUUGCGGUUUUAAUGCCAUUUGCAACGUCGUAAAUCAUGCACCAAUCUGCACGUGUCCAACACGUCAUACUGGAAAUCCCUUCGUCGCAUGCCAACCUAUAAUUGAACCACCACCACGUUUGGAGGAGCCAAAAGAUCCAUGCUACCCAUCUCCUUGCGGUCCGAACUCGGCAUGUCGCGCUGUCGGCGAUGCACCGUCCUGCUCAUGCUUACCACAAUUUACAGGAUCACCACCGAAUUGCCGUCCUGAAUGUGUUACCAAUAGUGAAUGUAGUCAUGAAAAAGCUUGUAUUAACCAGAAAUGCGUUGAUCCCUGCCCCGGUUUGUGCGGACAAAAUGCGCAGUGUCGCGUUAUUAGCCACACAGCAAUGUGUCUGUGCGUGCCAGGCUAUACUGGUGAUCCAUUUACAUUCUGCUCAGCAACGCCAGCACAACAAGAAGAAGUCAUCAGACCGUGUGAACCGAAUCCUUGCGGUGUGAACGCCGAGUGUCGCCAGGGUAAUAAUGCGGGCUCAUGUCAGUGCUUGCCCGAAUACUUUGGCAAUCCCUACGAGGGCUGCCGUCCAGAGUGUGUAACAAAUUCAGACUGCCCACUGGAUAAGUCUUGUCAAAAUCAAAAAUGUCGCGAUCCUUGCCCCGGCGUGUGUGCGCUAAAUGCUCAAUGUCGCGUUAUCAAUCAUUUGCCCUCGUGCAAUUGUCUUGAUGGCUUUGUAGGAGAUCCAUACAGUUAUUGUCAGUUGCCAGAGAAACCAAUCAUAAAAGAAUACGUCAACCCCUGUCAGCCAUCGCCUUGCGGGCCCAAUUCACAGUGUCGCGAAGUGAACGGCCAAGCCGUUUGCUCUUGUCUAGCAACUUUUGUGGGUACACCACCAGCCUGCAGACCCGAGUGUACGACAAGUGCCGAAUGCGCUUUAGAUAAGGCGUGUAUUAACCAAAAGUGUCAGGACCCAUGUCCAGGCACUUGUGGCUCAAAUGCGGAGUGUCGCGUACGAAACCAUUCGCCGAUAUGUAUCUGCCUUAACGGCUAUACUGGAGAUGCCUUCACGCGUUGUUAUCGCAUACCACCACCACCACCAGUUGCUGAACUACCAGAGCCAAUGCGGAAUCCGUGCGUACCUUCGCCUUGUGGACAAUUUGCAGAAUGUCGCGACAUCAACGGCAGUCCAUCUUGCUCAUGUCUAUCCACCUACAUAGGCAGUCCACCAAGCUGCCGCCCGGAGUGUACUAGAAACUCAGACUGCGCGAGCACCCAAGCUUGUAUCAAUCAGAAAUGUCGCGAUCCUUGUCCGGGCGCAUGUGGUUUCAAUGCGAAUUGUCAUGUCGUCAAUCAUACACCUAUCUGUGAAUGUGCACCAGGCUUAAGUGGCGAUCCGUUCACCGCUUGCCACAUGCCACCACCACCACCACCUAAACUAGCGGAAGAUCCGUGCAAUCCUUCACCAUGUGGGGCAAAUACUGUGUGUCACGAUGGUCAGUGCGAGUGCUUACCCGAAUACUUAGGUAAUCCAUUAAUUGGGUGUCGUCCGGAAUGUGUUUUGAAUACAGACUGUCCGUCGGACAAGGCUUGCAUUCGUCAAAAAUGUAUAGAUCCUUGUCCAGGCACAUGUGCCAAAAACGCCAUUUGUGAGGUACAUAAUCACAUUCCAAUGUGUCAUUGUCCAGAUGGUAUGACGGGUAAUGCGUUCGCACUAUGCCAACUCCAAUCGACGCCUGUGCAAGUGAAUCCAUGUCAACCCUCGCCGUGUGGCCCGAACUCGCAAUGUCGUGUUGUAAAUCAACAAGCUGUUUGCUCGUGCUUACCUGAGUUCUUAGGCGCACCACCAUCUUGCCGACCGGAGUGCACCAGCAAUGCGGAAUGUGCCCUAAAUCGUGCGUGUUUGCAGCAGAAAUGUCGUGAUCCCUGUCCUGGAGUUUGUGGCGUCAACACUGAAUGUAGUGUCAUAAAUCAUUCUCCGAUAUGUCGCUGUGCCAACUCGUACACCGGCAAUCCAUUUGUUGCAUGCAGUCCUAUACGAAUUGCGCCAACAUUAGAUAUUCAGCCAAAAGAUCCUUGCCGUCCAUCACCCUGUGGACCGAACGCGGAGUGUCGAGCUGUAGGCGAUAGCCCAUCGUGUUCAUGUCUCAAUAAUUUUAUUGGUUCACCGCCAAACUGCCGUCCAGAGUGUGUUACGAAUUCCGAGUGCCCACUUUCACAGGCAUGCAUCAAUCAACGUUGCCAGGAUCCUUGCCCAGGAGUUUGUGGAACCAAUGCCGCUUGCCAUGUCAUUAAUCAUACGCCCAUGUGCGUGUGUGUGAGCGGUUAUACCGGCGAUCCCUUCAGCUUUUGUGAUGUCGUACGCGAUGUGCCCCAAGAGGUGUUAAAUCCCUGUCAACCGAGCCCUUGUGGUCCUAACACCGAGUGCACAGUACGUAAUGGGGCUGGCGCUUGUCAAUGUCUGCCUGAAUAUCAAGGCAAUCCUUAUGAGGGUUGUCGUCCCGAAUGUGUUGUGAACUCCGACUGUCCAACAACCAAAGCUUGCGUGCAAAGCAAAUGCAAAGACCCAUGCCCGGGUACUUGUGGACAGAACGCACUUUGCUAUGUACGCAAUCAUUUGCCAACCUGCCACUGCUUAACCGGCUACACAGGCGAUCCAUAUAGUUACUGCACAGUGGUGACAGAACCCAAAUUCGAUGUGGUAAACCCCUGCCAACCUUCGCCAUGUGGACCAAACUCGCAAUGUCGCGAGGUGAAGCAGCAAGCCGUCUGCUCUUGCUUGCCAACAUUUAUCGGUAGCCCGCCCGAAUGUCGUCCAGAGUGUACCUCUUCUAGUGAGUGCUCUCUUGAUAAGGCUUGUGUUAACCAGAAAUGCGUCGAUCCAUGCCCAGGCGUGUGUGGUCUCAAUGCCGAGUGCAAUGUACGCAAUCACAGCCCACUUUGUAGUUGUCGAAAUGGUUUUACUGGCGACGCUUUUACAAGGUGUUACCCGAUACCGCCACCACCACCAUCUGUUAUUAGAGAGGAAUAUCGGGAUCCAUGCGUGCCAUCACCAUGCGGUGCUAACGCUGUCUGCCGCAACGUCAACGGCCAAGCUUCUUGCUCUUGUCUGCCCAAAUACUUGGGUGCACCACCCAACUGUCGCCCAGAAUGUUCCAUUAACGCCGAAUGUCCAGCUCAUCUAGCGUGCAUAAAUGAGAAGUGCCGCGAUCCAUGUCCCGGCUCCUGUGGUUUCUCUGCGAUUUGCAACGUCAUAAAUCAUACGCCAAUUUGUACUUGUCCCGCUGACUUUACUGGCGAUCCGUUCACUAGCUGUACACCCAAGCCACCAGAACCGAAAUUGCCUCUAAAAGACCCUUGCAACCCAUCACCCUGUGGAAGUAAUGCCGUUUGUGAUAACGGUUUAUGCUCGUGCCUUCCGGAAUACCAAGGAAACGCUUACUUCGGUUGUCGUCCUGAAUGUGUACUCAAUACAGAGUGUUCGCGAGAUAAAGCAUGUAUACGUAACAAAUGUGUUGAUCCUUGCCCAGGUACUUGUGGUGUGGGCGCCAUUUGUGAUGUCUUUAACCAUAUACCAAUGUGUCGUUGUCCUGAGGGCAUGUCGGGAAAUGCAUUUAUCCAAUGUUCGGUACAACAAACACCGCCAACCAUCAUCAACCCAUGCCAGCCAUCGCCUUGCGGUCCGAACUCGCAAUGCAACGAAGUUAACCAGCAAUCUGUUUGCGCCUGCUUGCCCAACUACCUCGGCUCGCCACCUAACUGUCGACCGGAAUGCACCAUUAAUUCAGACUGUCCACCGAGCUUGGCUUGUGUGAAUCAGAAAUGCCGAGAUCCCUGUCCGGGCAGCUGUGGUUUACGCGCCCUCUGCUCAGUUAUUAAUCAUGCACCGUUCUGUAGUUGCCCCAGCGGUUAUACAGGCAAUGCUCACAACUUAUGUCAGCUGCUACCACCACCGGAACCUCAACGAGAACCCACUAGCCCUUGCCUACCAUCACCUUGCGGCCCGAACUCUCAAUGCGUGGAUACCAAUGGCUCUCCAUCCUGCAGCUGCCUUCCAGAUUACAUCGGAGCAGCACCACACUGUCGACCAGAGUGUCUUUCAUCUUCUGAGUGUGCUAACAAUAAAGCCUGCAUAAAUAUGAAAUGUCGCGACCCGUGUCCUGGCGUAUGCGGUACAUCAGCUACUUGCCAUGUGGUUAGUCACACGCCAUCUUGUAUCUGUGUCACCGGUUAUGUGGGCGAUCCAUUCACACAAUGUUAUCCUCAACCGAUUGUGGAACUCGAACAGGUGAAUCCGUGUGUACCGAGCCCAUGUGGCAGUAAUGCUAUCUGUACAACUCAAAACAAUGCCGGCUCCUGUAAAUGUCUACCAGAAUACUUCGGUAAUCCCUAUCAGGGUUGUCGACCCGAGUGUGUUGCGAACUCAGACUGUCCCUCGAACAAGGCGUGCCGCAACCAGAAGUGUCAAGAUCCUUGCCCUGGGGUUUGUGGGCAAAAUGCUCGUUGUGACGCCAUUAAUCACUUGCCAACUUGCAGUUGUCUUUCGGGUUAUACCGGUGACCCGUAUAGCUAUUGUAAUAUUGUGAAAGAACCCGUUAGAGAAUAUGUUAACCCCUGUGUACCAUCACCUUGUGGCCCCAAUUCACAAUGUCGGGAGGUGAACGAACAAGCCGUUUGCUCGUGUCUACCCGAGUAUAUUGGCAGUCCACCAUCUUGUCGUCCCGAAUGUACAACGAACGCUGAAUGCUCAGCGGACAAGGCCUGCGUUAAUAGGAAGUGUCAAGAUCCUUGCCCCGGUACUUGCGGCUCGAACGCGGAGUGUCGCGUGCGCACUCAUAGCCCAUACUGUAGCUGUCGUCCGGGAUACACUGGAGAUGCAUUCGUCCGUUGUUAUCCCUUACCGCCUCCACCACCGCCAGCACGUGAACCCUAUCGCGAUCCGUGCCUACCUUCGCCAUGCGGCCAGUAUGCUGUUUGUCGUGUAACGAAUGAACAACCCACCUGCUCUUGCCUACCAACUUAUGUGGGCAGACCGCCCAACUGUCGUCCGGAGUGUGUAGUGAAUUCGGAUUGUGCCAGUAAUCGCGCAUGCAUGAACGAGAAAUGUCGUGACCCUUGUCCUGGCUCUUGUGGUGUAAAUGCUAUCUGUAAUGUACUUAACCACACACCAGUUUGUGUGUGUCCCGCUGGUUAUAUCGGUGAUCCAUUCACCAGCUGCCAUCCGCAACCAGCACCACCGCCACCAUCCGCACCUGCCGACGAUCCUUGCACACCAUCACCUUGUGGCACUAACGCCCAGUGUAGUGACGGCAUUUGCACUUGCAUCGGCGAAUAUCAAGGUGAUCCAUAUACCGGCUGUCGCCCAGAGUGCAUUCUCAACAGCGAAUGCGCGCGCGAUAAGGCUUGUAUCAAUCAGAAAUGUCAGGAUCCUUGUCCAGGCACCUGUGCUUCGAACGCUAUCUGCGAGGUCCACAGUCAUGUUCCGAUGUGCCAUUGUCCAGCGGGUAUGCAAGGCAAUGCAUUCGUUCUUUGUCAACCUACACCGGAACGACCGCCCGAACCAGCUCAUCCAUGUCAACCGUCGCCGUGUGGUCCCAAUGCACUAUGUCAGGAUAGGAAUGGCAUUGCCAUUUGCUCUUGUGUUCAAAAUAUGAUUGGCACACCACCUGCUUGCCGGCCCGAAUGCGUCAGCAACUCUGAGUGUCCAAUGAAUCGCGCGUGUAUUACCCAGAAAUGUACAGAUCCUUGCCCAGGUGCUUGUGGUCACAACUCACUAUGCAACGUUGUUAAUCACAAUCCGAUGUGCUCGUGUCCCACUGGCUACACCGGCAGUCCAUUUGUUGCCUGUCAACCCAUUAUCAAUCCACCAACUUACGAAGAGCCGCGUGACCCCUGUCGUCCAUCGCCAUGCGGUCCAAACGCCCAAUGUAGCAAUAUUAAUGGCGCACCAUCUUGCACUUGCCUCUCGGAGUUCAUCGGCGUACCGCCAAAUUGUCGUCCAGAAUGUAUAUCUAAUUCGGAAUGCCCCUCGGAUAAGGCCUGCAUCAUUCAGAAAUGUCGUGACCCAUGCCCUGGACUAUGUGGCUCGAAUGCAGAAUGUCACACUUUGAAUCACAUACCAAAUUGUGUUUGUGAAGAGGGUUAUGUAGGAGAUCCGUUCACCAUCUGCCGUCUUCCUCUACCAGCAGCAACGCCACCACCUGUACCAGACUACGUAGACCCGUGCGUGCCAAGUCCUUGUGGAAAUAAUGCAGAGUGCCGACGUCAAGGCAAUGUCGGCUCUUGUGUCUGUCUGCCCGAAUACUUUGGCAAUCCCUACCAGGGUUGUCGUCCAGAGUGUGUCAUAAAUAGUGAUUGUCAGUCGAACCGUGCUUGUGUACAGCGCAAAUGUCGCGAUCCAUGUCCCGGCAGUUGCGGCCGUAAUGCCGAGUGCCAAAUUGUAAACCAUUUGCCAGUUUGUCACUGUUUGAGUGGCUACACGGGCAAUCCGUUUAGUUUAUGCUCGCCUGUGAAGCAAUUGGAACCCGUUUACGUUGAUCCAUGUCAGCCAUCGCCGUGCGGACCGAACGCGCAAUGCCACGAAGUGAACAAACAGGCCGUCUGCUCUUGUCUGCCCGAAUUCGUCGGAUCACCACCAGCAUGUCGCCCUGAAUGUACCGUUAACUCGGAAUGUCCACUUACGCAAGCUUGCAUAAACCGCAAAUGCGCUGAUCCUUGCCCGGGCACUUGUGGCCAGAAUGCGGAAUGUCGCGUUUACAACCACAAUCCAAUCUGUAGUUGCAGGGCAAGAUACACCGGUGAUGCCUUUACGCGCUGUUACCCAAUACCUUCACCACCAUCACAACCGAUCGCUGAUGUAACAUUAGUACCAUCACCAUUGCCGCCAAGUAAUCCUUGCAGUCCCUCACCUUGUGGCCCAUACACGCAAUGUCAUAACCGUAACGGAGGCGCAGUUUGUUCUUGCCUGCCAAAUUACAUUGGUAGUCCACCAAAUUGUCGUCCCGAAUGUGUGGUGCAUUCCGAUUGUCCACCAAGUCAUGCCUGCAUCAACGAGAAGUGUCGCGAUCCAUGCCCCGGCUCUUGUGGCUUCAACGCGUUAUGUAAUGUGCUCAAUCAUGUACCCAACUGCGUGUGUCCAACCGGAUAUGUAGGCGAUCCAUUUAACAGCUGCACGCCGCAACCACCGAAACCAAUAGUGUAUCGUGAACCCAUCAAGCAGGAUCCUUGCAUACCAUCACCUUGUAGCGCGAAUGCAGCUUGCAGCGGCGACGGUGUAUGCACGUGUCAGCCGGAGUAUCAUGGCGAUCCAUAUAUUGGCUGCCGUCCGGAGUGCGUGCUCAGUAGUGAUUGUGCGCGUGAUCGUGCUUGUAUCAACCAGAAAUGUGCGGAUCCCUGUCCGGGAACAUGCGGUUUACAGGCAAUGUGUAAUGUCAUCAAUCAUGUUCCAAUGUGUUCGUGCCCCACGGGCAUGACCGGUAAUGCGUUCAUGCGCUGUGAUCCCGUACCAAUCGUCGAACCACCAGCGCCCGUGAAUCCCUGUCAUCCUUCCCCUUGUGGUCCGAAUGCACAAUGUCGAGCGACAAAUCAACAGGCCAUGUGCUCCUGCUUGCCAGGCUAUAUAGGCGUACCACCUUCUUGCCGACCCGAGUGCGUAUCUAAUUCGGAGUGUCAGCUCGAUAAGUAUUGUGUGAAUCAACGUUGUCAAGAUGCCUGCGCUGGCGUUUGCGGUUUACGCGCCAACUGCCAGGUGCAUAACCACAGCCCAAUCUGUACUUGUCCAACACGUUUCACCGGUGAUCCAUUCAUCGCCUGCCAACCAAUUCAACGACCACCUCCACCACAGAAGGAUGAAGAUCCUUGCAAGCCAUCACCUUGUGGACCCAACUCCGAAUGUACAGUGACACCGAAUGGCGCACAAUGUGCCUGCUUACGUGAUUUCAUCGGCUCCGCACCACACUGUCGACCGGAAUGCGUGACGAGCGCUGAAUGCACCUCGGACAAGGCUUGUAUUAAUCAUAAAUGCGUCGAUCCAUGUCCGGGCUCCUGUGGUGCCGUAGCCGAGUGUCGCGUGCUGGCGCAUAGCGCUAUGUGUUUCUGUCCCAGCGGCUAUACUGGUGACCCAUUCAACGCUUGUGUGAAACAACAAGACCCACCUACCGAGGUGGCUUUACCUUGCAGUCCCAGUCCUUGUGGCCCGAAUGCGAUCUGUCAGCCACGCAAUGGCCUAAGUGUUUGUCAAUGUUUACCCAACUAUUUCGGUAAUCCUUAUGAAGUUUGUCGUCCGGAAUGUGUUAGGAACUCCGACUGCGCAGCAGACAAGGCAUGCCUGAACCAAAAGUGCCGUGAUCCAUGUCCCGGCACUUGUGGCACACAAGCCACUUGUCAAGUCGUCAAUCAUAUACCGAAUUGUGCGUGCCUGCCAGGUUAUCGGGGUGAUCCUUACACGCGCUGCGUAAUAAUGCAAGCAGAACCCGACCCACCAGUCAACGUAAGUCCUUGCCAACCAUCACCGUGUGGCCCUAACUCCCAAUGCCGUGACUCUAACGGUCAAGCAGUCUGCUCCUGUAUACCGGAAUUUGUUGGCACACCACCCAGCUGCCGCCCGGAAUGUGUUGUCAGCUCCGAGUGUCCGCUGGACAAGGCGUGUAUCAAUCAGAAAUGUAAAGAUCCUUGUCCUGGCGCGUGUGGCUUGAAUGCGGAAUGUCAUGUGCGUAACCAUAGCCCAUUGUGCGCUUGCAGGACGGGUUAUACCGGUGAAGCAUUCACUAGCUGUCAACCCAUACCACCCCCUCGAACUCCUGAGCCGCCACAAGCCGAUAUUAACCCGUGCAUACCAUCACCAUGUGGUCCGUACUCACAAUGUCGUGAAGUGAACAACGCCGCUAGUUGCAGCUGCUUAACAGAGUAUAUAGGUGCACCGCCCAACUGCCGUCCAGAAUGUACCAUCAAUGCGGAAUGUCCUGGCAACACGGCUUGCCUCAACCAGCGCUGUCGCGAUCCUUGUCCUGGCUCUUGCGGCUUCUCAGCAUUAUGUAGCGUCAUCAAGCAUAUACCAAGCUGUUCCUGUCCUAUUGGCUAUACUGGCGAUCCAUUCACCAAUUGUCGUCCACUACCACCGCCGCCACCUGCGCCGAAACCAAAUGAACCCGUGGAUCCUUGCAUACCUUCACCAUGUGGCGCAAAUGCGCUCUGCAACCCGUCGUCAUGUGGACCCAACAGUAAAUGCCGUCGCCCUGAAGAUAGUUAUGUUUGCGCUUGUGUCAAAGACUACAAUGGCAAUCCUUACGAAGGUUGCCGUCCUGAAUGUAUUAGCAACUCUGAGUGUUCACCAAGUCUCGCCUGUAUACGCAACAAAUGCGUUGAUCCUUGUCCUGGCACUUGCGGUGUAGAGGCACUGUGCACCAUACACAAUCACAUACCGAUUUGCUCAUGCCCAACUGGCUACACCGGUAAUGCUUUCGUCCAAUGCUCACCCAUCGUAAUCGAGAAAACGCCAAUAGAACAUCGUGAUCCUUGCUACCCAACACCGUGCGGCCUCAAUUCCAUCUGCAAAGUACGACGUGAUCAGGCUGUGUGUGAAUGUGUGCCUGGCUUCUUGGGUAACCCACCCAGCUGCCGUGCAGAAUGUAUAGUUAGCUCUGAAUGUCCAUCUGAUAAAGCUUGUAUCAACCAAAAAUGCAAGGAUCCUUGUCCUGGCGCUUGUGGAUUGAACGCGGAAUGUCAUGUACGUAACCAUAGCCCGUUGUGCGCUUGUAAAACGGGUUAUACUGGUGAAGCCUUCACUAGCUGUCAACCAAUACCACCGCCCCGCACCCCUGAACCACCACAAGCCGAUGUAAAUCCUUGUACACCAUCGCCAUGCGGCCCUUACUCAGAGUGUCGUGAAGUAAAUAAAGCCGCUAGUUGCAGUUGUCUGGCAGAAUAUAUAGGUGCACCGCCCAACUGCCGCCCUGAGUGUACUAUCAGUGGGGAAUGUCCAAACAAUUUGGCUUGUAUCAACCAGCGUUGUCGCGAUCCUUGCCCUGGCGCAUGUGGCUCGAAUGCCAACUGUAUUGUGGCUUUGCAUAUACCAAACUGUCAUUGCCCCGCCGACAUGACCGGUGAUCCCUUCCGCGUGUGUUAUGAGGCACCAAAAACUCUACCACCGCCACCACAACAGGAACCACGUGACCCUUGCCGACCGUCACCUUGUGGUCCGAACAGUGAAUGUCGAGGCCGCGGCGAUAGUUACACUUGUGCUUGUAUCAACGACUACAUUGGUAAUCCCUAUGAAGGUUGCCGUCCAGAAUGUGUUGGCAAUUCUGAAUGCGCCUCGAAUCGCGCUUGUAUACGCAACAAAUGUGUAGAUCCUUGCCCAGGUACUUGCGGUGUAGAAGCACUUUGCACCAUACACAAUCACAUACCAAUUUGCUCGUGCCCAACGGGUUACAGCGGCAAUGCUUUCGUACAAUGUUCACCUAUAGUAAUCGAGCACAUACCACAAGAACGACGUGAUCCAUGCUACCCGACACCGUGCGGUAUCAACACCGCCUGCAAGGUUCAACGCGACCAGGCAGUUUGUGAAUGUCUGCCCGGCUUCUUCGGCAACCCACAGGGCCAAGGCUGUCGCCCCGAAUGUACGCUUAGCUCGGACUGUGCUAAGGAUAAGGCUUGUGUUAAUUCCAAAUGUGUUGAUCCCUGCCCAGGCGUUUGCGGCUUCGGUGCUCAAUGUCAGACAGUUAAUCACAAUCCGAUUUGUAGUUGCCCCAGCCCGAUGGUGGGUAAUCCGUUCGUUGAAUGUCACGCACCACCGAAACCAGUUGAUCCCUGCAAUCCAUCACCAUGUCGUAGCAAUGGCAUUUGUCAGGUUCUCAAUGGCGCUGCCACAUGCACGUAUCCGGAGUGUGUGACCAAUGAGGACUGUUUGCGUAAUCGUGCUUGCAUUAAUCAGAAAUGUCGCGAUCCAUGUAUUAAUGCCUGCGGUCUUAAUGCAAUCUGUAAUGCCAUUAAUCACAAAGCCGUAUGUACAUGUCCACAGGGAUACUAUGGUUCACCAUUCAACCAAUGUCUGCCACAAAUAGAAGAUAUACCAGAACCCCGUCCUGAAUGCACCACUGAUGCGGAAUGCUCCAACGAUAAGGCGUGUGUCAAUCAAGUCUGCAAGAAUCCGUGCGAACUGUCGAAUAUUUGCGGCACAAAUGCGCGCUGUCAUGUGCAGCUGCACCGACCUCUCUGUGUGUGUAAUGAAGGUUACACCGGCAACGCUUUCAGCUACUGUCACCUCAUCGGCUGUCGUUCGGACGAGGAGUGCCCUGCCACGGAAGCAUGCAUCAACAAACAAUGUACCGAUCCCUGCCCGUACACACAGUGCGGCACGAACGCCAUUUGUCGAGCAGACUACAAUCAUAAAGCACGUUGCCAUUGUCCUGACGGUUAUCGCGGCAAUCCACUGGUGCAUUGCGAACGACCCGAAUGUACACGCGACGAAGAGUGUGCCUUCAAUUUGGCCUGCCGAAAUGAACGUUGCGAAGAUCCAUGUAAUUGUGGUAUUGGUGCACAGUGUCGCGUUGACAAUCAUCGUGCACAAUGUCGCUGCCCUCCGGGUUACACUGGUAAUCCACUCGUGAGCUGUGUACUUGAAGAACCCAAGUUUGCGCCACAAUGUACUAUGGACGCGGACUGUACCAGCAAGUUGGCCUGCUUCGGAGGUGAAUGCAAGAACCCGUGCUUCGUGACGCAACCGUGUGGCGCGAACGCUAUUUGUUCGGUAGUGGACACAUUACCGCUACGUACCAUGAUCUGUCAAUGUGAAUCCGGUUAUGUGGGUGAUGCGGAUGUAGGUUGUCGUAAAGAACCCGCACGCGAUCAUGGCUGUCAAUCGAAUAGCGAGUGCCAGGACACGGAAGCUUGCCGUAAUGGCGUCUGUGUAAAUCCUUGCAUAGAUGUCUCACCUUGCGCACGUACUGCGGAGUGCUUGGCUCAGCGUCAUCGCGCGGUCUGCAGUUGCCCACUCGGCACACAGGGCGAUCCCUUCACAAAUUGCUACCAACCACCUGAAAUCACAGCCGGCUGUAAACACGACUCGGAGUGCACGCCAACCACGGCUUGCAUCAAUCAACGCUGUCAAGACCCCUGCGCCGAGGCAAAUCCAUGCGCAGGCAAUGCAGAGUGUCGUGUGCGAAAUUCGCGCCCAAUAUGCUCUUGCCCCGCCGGAUGGGGUGGUGAUCCGCAAGUGCAGUGUUACAAACCGGAGUGUAAGAUUAAUGCAGACUGUCCAUACGAUAAGGCUUGCAUCAGCGAGAAUUGUGUUAAUCCUUGCAAUUAUGGUGAAGUACGUUGCGGCAUUGGUGCUCAGUGCGCUCCACAAAAUCACCAAGCUGUCUGCAUAUGUCCACCGGGCACACAAGGCAAUCCAUUUGUCUCUUGUAUCACUGGACACUGUCAAUACAAUGAGGAUUGCGCGGAUCAUGAAGCUUGCGAUCGCUUGAAUCGUGUUUGCCGUCCGGUUUGUGAUGAGGAUACCUGCGCGCUGAAUGCCGUUUGCACUGGCAGACGUCAUCAACCGCAGUGUGCUUGCCGCACAGGUUACAUUGGCAAUCCAUUCGUUCAAUGCGAUCUGCCACGCGAGCCACCGACGAAAGUGCAACCCGAAUGUACCCAAGAUGCUGAUUGUCCAACACAACUGGCUUGCAUUAACCAGCACUGUUCGAACCCAUGUGCCACCCCACACGUUUGCACGCCACAACAGACCUGUCAUGUACUUGAUACACUACCGUUGCGUACAAUGAUCUGCAAGUGCCCUAGCGAUACGAUCACUGACAAUUCGGGCAAUUGUGUGCCGAUUAAACAUGAGGUGGUCAGCGGUUGUCAGAGCAAUGACGAAUGUGGUAAUACGGAGGUCUGCCAGCGAGGGGUAUGCAUCGACGCUUGUCGUCUGGAACGUUGCGGUGUGAAUGCACAAUGUCGCUCACGUGAUCACUAUGCUGAAUGCACAUGCGCACGCGGCUAUGAAGGCAAUCCGCGCAUGGAGUGCCGUCUGAUUGUGCAUGAACAGCCGAAAACACCGAAUGCAGAAUGCACGAAGAACGAUGACUGUCCGUAUGAUAAGAAUUGUGCAAAUGAACGCUGUGUCAAUCCAUGUGUGGAAGACGCUUGCGGACGCGGUGCUUACUGUCACGUGCAAAACAGAGAAGCAGUUUGUCGUUGCCCUCCCGGUUUUAGCGGUGAUGCACGCGUUGCUUGUAUACCACCACCAGAUGUCUCCACAAUUGGGUGCAAAUCGAACUCUGACUGCGCGCUCAGCGAAUCCUGUGUCAACGAACGCUGUGUAAAUCCUUGCAAUUGCGGUCCGAACGCAGAUUGCAUUGUGCGCAAUCAUCAUCCCGUCUGCUACUGUCAGCCAGGCUACUCUGGAAAUGCGCAAUUUGGCUGUGUACAAAUCGGAUGUCAAUCGGACGAUGAAUGUUCAACGGAUCAGCAGUGCGUAAAUCGCGAAUGUGUUAAUCCUUGCCUGAUUAGUGAUCCAUGUGCGCUCAAUGCCGAAUGCUUUGGUCGCAAUCAUCGCGCUAACUGUCGUUGCCCUGCCGGCUUGGAGGGCAAUCCAUUCCAACGUUGUGUACGCGUUGAGUGCCACUCAGACUACGACUGCGCUACGAAUCAAGCAUGCGUACGCAAUCAAUGCGUCAAUCCUUGCCAGGAUAGUCCAUGUGCACAGAAUGCCAUUUGCCAACCAUUGCAACAUCGUGCCGUCUGCCGCUGUCCAGAGACUAUGCCAUUGGGAAAUCCCUAUGCCUAUUGUGAACGUCGUCCUGUAGAACCUGUUUGCCGCGACGAUGGCGACUGUCCCAGUCGUUUAGCUUGUAUCGACAACAAAUGUCAGAAUCCAUGCACCAUACUCUCUCCUUGCGCUAGUUCUGCCCAGUGUAGUGUGCUGGAUAGCGUGCCCGUACGUACUAUGGUCUGCGAAUGCCCAGAGUCUUAUGUGCCCGAUGCGCGCGGUGAGUGCAAACAAAUCAUACUGCAGAGCCCACCAGGAUGUAGCACCGAUGCUGAUUGCCCGGACCAGGAGGCGUGCAUCAACCGCCAAUGUCGCAACCCAUGUAAUUGUGGUACCAACGCUAUUUGCCGUGUACAGAACCAUCGCGCCACCUGCUCGUGUCAGGACGGCUUCGAAGGCAAUCCCUACUCAUACUGCCGCACCAUUGGCUGUCGCAUCGAUAGUGAAUGUGACUCUGGUAAAGCUUGCAUUAACGGAAACUGUAUCAACCCAUGUUUGGUCAAUGAUCCUUGUGGCAUCAACGCCGAGUGCUAUGUACAGUCGAAUCAAGCGAUGUGUCGCUGCAAGAGUGGUUAUCGUGGCAAUGCGUACGAGCGUUGUCGCGUUAUUGGAUGUCUCACGAACAAUGAUUGCCCCACGGACAAGAUGUGCCAGAACGAACAAUGCGUUAAUCCUUGCAUCUAUCAAAACCCCUGCUCACCGCAUGCUGAAUGUCGCGCUCAAAACCACUUGGCCGUCUGUCGCUGCCCCGCUGGCUUCCUUGGUAAUCCAUACGUGGACUGCCGCCCAGAACCACAGCCUGUAUGCAAAGUAGAUACGGACUGUCCAGCGCGCUUGGCUUGCAUCAACGAUGAGUGUGUCAAUCCCUGCUUAACAUUAGAACCAUGUAAUCGACCUGCACAAUGCGAAGUCACACCAACUUCACCUGUACGCACCAUGAUUUGCGUCUGCCCCGACGGCUACAUUAGCAGCGGUAGCGGUACUUGUAAACCAACGAAGACCGUGGUGGAAGUAGGUGGUUGUAUAGCCGACUCAGACUGCGCUAAAGACAAAGCGUGCGUGAAUGGCAUCUGCAGGGAUCCUUGCAACUGCGGUCUGAACGCUGAAUGCCGAAUUAAAGAUCAUAAACCCGUAUGCACUUGUCGUCAAGGCUACGAAGGCAAUCCAGAAUUUGAAUGCUCUAAAGUGGAGUGCGCCAUCAACUCUGAUUGUCCGGCAACGCAUGCUUGUCGCAAUCAACUAUGUGUGCCUGCUUGCCAAGGCGAGCAAUGUGGCACAAAUGCCCAAUGCUUAGCUGUCGAUCAUCGCGCCAUCUGUGAGUGCGCGCCCGGGUUCCAUGGCAAUGCACGCAUCUCCUGUACACCACUCGGCUGUCGCGCCGAUAACGAAUGUCCAUCGGAUAAGGCUUGUGUCAAUGGUAAAUGUGAGGACCCAUGUGAAACAAAGGCGGUCUGCGCGUACGAUGAAAUUUGUAAGGUUUACCAACACCGACCGGAAUGUGGCUGCCCACCUGGCACAAUCGCGCGCCGCAACGGCUGUGAGCCAUUACGUGAAAUACCAAUAUGUCGUUACGAUGGCGACUGCCCAAGUCAAACCGCUUGUAUACGUGGCGAAUGCGUUAACCCGUGUAAUGCAACACAUCCAUGCGGCGUCAAUGCGGACUGUCGUGUGCUGGAUACUGUGCCUGUGCGCACCAUGAUCUGCGAAUGUUUGGAAGGUUACACUGGCAAUGCAGCCGUGCAGUGCGACAAGCGCUCAUUGUGCGUGAUCGAGAAAGGUUUCGUGCGUGACGUGGACGGGCAAUGUGUCUGCCCGCCUGGCACCGCUUUAGAUGUUUAUGAAUACUGCACGCCCUGCUUGCCUCAACAAGGUUACAAGAUUGAUGAAAAUGGACGCUGUGUAUGUGCGCUAGAGCGCGGUAUGGUCAUUGAUGAACGUGGACGCUGUAUCUGUCCGACCGAUCACGGGUAUCGCCUAACGCCGGCCGGCGAAUGUAUCGCCGAAGAUCAACCUGGCUGCGAAACGAACGAUGACUGCGCAGAUAAUCGCUUCUGCAACACGCGCACCAACACUUGUGAAGACCCCUGUCUUCAAAAGGUUUGCGGCGUAAACGCCUUCUGUAAUGCCAUCAACCAUCGGGCACAAUGCCAAUGUAUCACUGGCUAUACCGGCAAUCCCGAAAUUAUCUGUAAUCACACAAAUUUCCGCACAGACUUCCCACGUCCCGACAUGUUAGUCAGUUGUCUAGCCGAUGGUGUACAAGUUGAAAUACACAUCACCGAACCCGGCUUCAAUGGCGUACUCUAUGUCAAGGGACACAGUAAAGAUGAAGAAUGCCGACGUGUCGUGAAUCUGGCAGGAGAAAGUGUGCCCCGUACAGAAAUCUUCCGUGUACACUUCGGCAGCUGUGGCAUGCAAGCGGUUAAGGACAUCGCCAGCUUUGUGCUCGUCAUACAGAAACAUCCGAAAUUGGUUACUUACAAAGCGCAAGCGUACAAUAUUAAAUGUGUCUACCAGACAGGUGAGAAGAAUGUAACGUUGGGCUUUAAUGUCUCUAUGUUAACGACUGCCGGCACAAUCGCCAACACGGGACCGCCACCAAUCUGCCAGAUGCGCAUCAUAACACACGAAGGCGAAGAGAUUAACUCGGCAGAGAUUGGUGACAAUCUGAAAUUACAAGUAGACGUAGAGCCAUCAACAAUCUACGGCGGUUUCGCACGCUCUUGCAUCGCCAAAACAAUGGAGGAUAAUGUCGAGAAUGAGUAUAUCGUAACGGAUGAGAAUGGUUGCGCAACAGACGCCUCAAUCUUUGGCGAAUGGGAGUAUAAUCCAGACACGAACAGCCUUAUGGCCAACUUCAACGCAUUCAAAUUCCCAUCAAGCGAUAAUAUACGCUUCCAAUGUAACAUACGUGUCUGCUUUGGUAAAUGUCAACCGGUUAAUUGUCGCGGCUAUAACGCCUUCGGGCGUCGUAGACGUCGCGCGAUCGCCGACAAUUCCACAGACGCAGCAACAGCGGUAGCGACGAACACCGGCAUGGAGGGACAAUUGCGUGAGGAGAUCACAAUUUCCUCGAAUGCGAUAUUGACAUUCGAAAAACGUAGCGGCCCAGGCAUCAAUGAUGCGAAUAUCAAACCCGCGGCACAACGCGUCGAGGACAUUUGCGUCUCUAUGGUGGGUCUCAUAAUCGCGCUAGUAAUAACUGCGCUGCUAGCUUUGGUAGCAGUAGCAGUUGCAGUCUCCUGCUGGCUUAUGGCCUACAGACGGCGGCCGAAAACCUUAGCGCCGCUACCACAUCCACCAGAAUUCCCAAAUCCUCUAUUCGCGAAUCCCGAAGCUGUGCCAGAACCAACACCAGACUAUUUGUCAUAAAGAACAAAUGAUGAAUAAAUAUACUAGAAAAUAGUUUAGUUAAGAAAUUGAAAACAAACAAACAAAAAAAAAGCAAAACACAAAGAAGAAAGAAUAUAUUAGAAUAUAGUAAAAAGAAAAGAAAUAUGUAAAGUAAAUUGUAAAGCGAAAAGAAAAAGAAUAUUUGAGAAGCAUGUGCAAAAAGUUUGAAUUGAAAGAGCGAGCAACUAUUUUUUACUAGGUUGCGCGAGAGAGAGUAUAGGAAAAAGAAUAAUUUGAAAACGUGCAAAGAAAAA
Ceratitis capitata (Mediterranean fruit fly) is the source of this 57820-nucleotide messenger RNA. RefSeq lists its product as uncharacterized. Gene Ontology annotation, cellular component: nucleus. The record is from RefSeq and is a predicted model, not a curated record. Gene Ontology annotation, molecular function: zinc ion binding; calcium ion binding. The transcript is spliced from 94 exons. Bases 1008 to 57545 code for a protein of 18845 amino acids. NCBI's taxonomy places the organism in Eukaryota, Metazoa, Arthropoda, Insecta, Diptera, Tephritidae.